This is a messenger RNA of Xyrichtys novacula (pearly razorfish), 47476 nucleotides long. Lineage: Eukaryota; Metazoa; Chordata; Actinopteri; Labriformes; Labridae. The record is from the annotation of a GenBank genome assembly.
AGAAGCCUGUUUUUGGGAGCCUUGUGUUUGACCUGAACCGUGUUUUUGGUGUAGGAGUACGGAGGAGAAGCGGGAGGACUGCCGUGCGUAAAACCUGAAGGAGAAGUACGAGGAGAUGAGUUGUAGAGCUUCAUUGGCGGGAUACAACUUCUUUCUUUGAGAACUAUUCUUUUUUUUCUGGGAGUGUCAGACUGUGCCAAACUGUGGAUUAAUACAUCUUCAGAUCUAUGCUGAGUUUAUAAAUGUUAUCCAAAGUGCAGGUAAGUGUUUGGUUUUUACACGGAGACUGUUUGGAUAUUGAUGCGUUAACAAAAAUCAAAGUUUCAGUCCAGCUGAAUUUCCCUGUUUACUGUUAAAGGAUUUAUCACUAGACUGUAGACUAAAUAUUGAUUUCUAGGAGGUUCCAGGCUGAGAAAAUCGAAAUGUGCUUCACAAGCAUGUCACUAGCCUCGCCUAAAGACGUAAAAGUUUUACUAUUUCACCUUAAAACUUGUUCCUUUCUUUCAGCUACACAGGUCAAUAUGAUUAAAGGCAUUACUGAUGCCUUCAAAGACAAAGAAAACAACACAAAGUUACACAGUUUCUCUCCCUUCAAAGAUUUUGGUCCACAUCAGCACAAGGAAGCAUACUAAUAAAUGGACUAAAAUCAUUAUUAUUAUUUAGAGGUAUCAAAUUGUCCAUGAAGACAGAGAAAGACAGCAUGCAUGUUCUAAAUCACCAUACAAAUCAUCUGAUCUAUAUCCUUUAUACUAAAAAGAAAAAACAUACACUUUUUACAAAAAUAGCAUGGAAAUGCAUCCUGGUUGUCUUUGCAGACCACAGGAAUGAGAAGAAUUAGAGGACUGUGUGGUGACAGCUACCUGACAGUGAGCAUGACCUGCUGACAGGGACAAUCAGGUUUAUAAAUGCAUGUGACCUUUUAAAGCAGCAGCAGAGGUGUGUCUGCAACCAUAUAACCUCCAGAACAGACUGUUAGUGCUGUUCACUCUGCUUCAGGGGGGAACAAACCUGCAGGUCAUCUGCACAGGGCAAUGUUCACUUGUUGGAGAGUUUGUUAUACGGUGUCAAGCUGCCCGUAUCUCGGUGCAGGAGUUAAAGCACAAACUUAAAUGGAUAAUUCUCUGUUGUUCUUCAGCUCUCAUUGUGUCUGCUGUGGGAAAUGUGUAGUUGGCCAUAUAAGUACAACAACAACAGGAAAGCUCAUCAAGUGGCCAAAAUUGAAACACCCAUAGACUGUAUGCAGUAUACAUGGUGAGCAUAACCUUUUUUAUAAAGUGUAGCCAAAGCAGAAGAGCGUUAAACCUGCAAAUUAUGUGAACACUUGCAGGGGGCAGGUCUACAUGUUGCAGACAUGUACUAACCGGGGAGUCUAGACCAGAUGGGAACCUCGCUGAAUAACCUGGUCAGAGCUCUGGAGAGCAGAACCACUACACAUGAAGUUCCUCAUCCAGUCAUCCAGGCUUGAUAGCUGUGUCAGAGUGGAGCACAGUGCCUGCAGUAGACAGUAGAGAAAGAGAGGCACUGUUGACACCACUUCAAGGUUCUUUGGUCGAUGGAAAGUACAGUCUUCACCACAAUCAAGACUAGCAAAGACCAGCAUGUCCCUGAACAGUACAUCACCUUCCUCAGGGCAGGGGGGACACUCCAACAAUCCCACUCCCCUGGGGGGCCUUUUGAGACUGCUGGGGUUGGCAGCUUUUACACUGACCCAGAUCAACUCAAGCCUUUAGAUCACAUUAGACUACCCUCAGGUGUGCAGUUCACAUCUCAGCCAACAGAACAAAACAAGUAAUAAUGAUGGCAUCAUGGGAACUUUUUUUUACAUUUAUUAUAUUGUAAGGGCAUCCAGAGGGUCUUUUGGAAAACAUAUGAUAUAUUGGAAAGGCAUUCAGAGGGCACUUUUUAAACUUUUUUUUUUACAUUGGGAAGGCAUCUAGAGGGCCUUUUUGAAAACACAUAUUAGAUCAAAGGACAUCCAGGAGGCACUUUUUUAAACAUUUUAUACAUCUGAAGUAGGAAACAGGGAUACGGGCUGAGAACUUUAUCACGAUAAGAUUUGCCAUUCUGGUGAUAACAAUAAAAGUCCAGAUAAAAAAAUAUUAUAAUUCCAGUCUAUAUUUGUGACUUAUUUUGUCUUGAGAACACCAGUUAAAAUAGUCAAAUAAGAUACUUGACCACAAGUUUGAGUGGUAGGUUAUGGAGAGAACUAAUGACAUCAAACAAGUCUCAAAUGUGAAAACAUUUUCAACAUUUGUUAAAAACUGUAACUGCACAGAGUGAACAGCAGCAGAUCCUCUGUCUGAUGUCAGGCAUACCUGAGUGCACUCAUCUAAACCUCAUCCUUGAAGGUAAUCCAUCAUGUGGAGCCUCGUUCAGUAACAAGCUGCUCAGAACCGUCUUCCUCAUUACCUUCUGCCGUGUUUGUUUGUUGUUUUGACCUGUGUGGGCUAUGGCUGUGAGUCCAUCGCUCAUGCUUAUGUCAUCAACUUGCAAUUUAUCAUAUUUGUCAUGAGAUGGCAAAUAUUUAUCAUGGAGGUUUUUUCUGAUGAAAUAUUGUGAACAAUAAUUUUCAGGGCACUCUGUUAUGUUUCAUGUUUUAGAAAAGCAGCUAUUAAAGCAUGUUUUCAUGAACAUGGCACCAAUACAGUGUUUUAUUAGAUUAUUAUUAUCUUUUUAAAAAAACUUUAGGAGCUUCUCUCGUCGCUGUUCCUCCUACACUACCACCCCCAGGAACAGAUUCUACAUUGACUUUUUUCAUGUAGUUUUGAAGAGAAAAUACCACUCUAUAGAAAAAAAAAAAAGGUGUAGAAAUCUUCUUUGGCUCUUAGAGAAACUUUGAUUUCACUGUAAAAAGACUUAAUUCAGUGCUCUGGUGGGUCCAAUUUAGUUUUGUUUAUUUCUGUGUUACCCAAUUUUUUUGUUUUGGCCGUGUGACUGAAGGAACCACCAGCUGACUGUGUCUUCCUCGGGCCUGAUCCUAAAAAGAGAGACCAAGCAUUCAUCAGCUCAGAGUGAGAAAUUAUGCAAAAAUGUGCCUUCAUCUUGUUUCCACGUUUGGCUCUGGGCUUUAACUGAAUGCUGUCAUGGCUGUGGGAGUCAGUAGAUCACUUUCUGAAGACAAUCCAGAGGCUGUUUUCUCAUCAGGGCUCACAGCUCGCCUCUCUGUGUCCUUUCAGCUGCAGGCCCACGGUGUCUUCUUCAGAAUGAGCCUUUUUUCAUUCAGCCUCCUGAAUUAUUCAUCCAGCCAAGUUUUAAUUCAACUCUGCACAAGAGGGUGUUUUUCUCAGCCUCUUUAUUUGAAUAUGAACAUCUUUACAUGCUGAUUAUGAUCAUCAAAAGACCAGCGUUAGUUAUGUGGCAGUAAGAGGAAGGUCCUGACCUCAAGUAAAACACAUUUACACAAAAAUUCUCCUUUUUUUGAGUCAUUACGAGGCGAGCCCAAGUUUAAGUGUCCCGUCACCUGCUUGAGUAACAAUUUGGGAGAAGACACGUCUGGAUUUGUCGUACAGGAAUGUAACAUGCUGCCUCGGGGUAAAUGCAGCAAAACACAGCCACUGGUCCACAUGGUAAACACCGGUUUCCAAAACGUGCUCUUUAAUAUACCUGUGAGUCAGCUCACCUGUAUGUGGGAGAGAUUCAACUGCUAGAUGAAAGAAAUCACUCACCUUUCUGAGGAAAAUGCUAUAAAGAAAUUAUGCUUUAUCUUAUUAACUCAACUGAGGUCACUUUUCUGUGUUUGAACUUGAGCUACGUUUAGCAUUUGAUGCUUUUUUCCAGAUAGUCUUUGCCUUAUUUCCUGCUUUUUUCUCUAGAUGCCAAUGUUUCAGAAAUUCAGAAUUGGUGCAUUUCUCUUUUACCCUUUACCUGUUUUUGUCUUAGCUCCUUCUCUGUGGCUCAGAAUCGCAUCAGAUCAUGUGUGUUGUGAUGUUUACUUUGAGGAUCUCAGCUCUCUGUAUUCAAAGCACAAAGCCUGAGCAUUGUUAGUUUGUUAGUCACUGUAGCAUGCAGUGACUGGAACGUGCCGUUUACUGUAAAAUGUCCUGUGUGACAGAACUGACUCACAUGGAUCAACAUGUGCCGUUUGUUUCUCAUACGAGCCCUAACACCUGGAAUCAUCAAAUUUAGUUUCAUUUUAGAGGAUAUCUGCAGAUUAAACUCCAGAUUUAGUCAUAGUCUGUGUAUGAUUAGUCUGUAAUAAGGUGAUAUUUGUGUUCACAGGAGCUGAUGUGACCACUGAGGAGGACCCAGAAUGAGCUCUCCACUCCCACUUCUCUGUCAUCCUGUGGGUAAGUCUUCCUGUGGUUAUUUCGAUGCUCAACAGAUUGAACUUUUACCUUAGCAUUGGAAACUAUUUGAUUUUAUUCAUACUGAUGCUUUUAUUGAUCCUGGCUGUUGCAGAAACACACAUAUUUUAUCACUGGAAAGCCAGUGGUGUUUUGGGAUAAAUGGUGUCAAACUAUCUGAUGACACUCCGGCAGAUGUUGUAUGUGGCUUUUGAGGACCUUUGUUUACUCUCUGUACAAUUUGAAAUAUAGAAUAAUGUCACUCAUUUCCCUAUCAUAAAAAUUUGUUAUGUCCUUUGGGACGUGGACCUGACCAGGAAAGAGUUUGAGUGUCAAAGUAAGCUUAAAGCGAGGAAUAAAACAAAAGAAAAAAAUAAGUGACUGUACAGAUGCCUGUGGCUCGUGAAGGAUGACUUUUUGUUGUCUUUUUUUCCCUCCAAAGUUACUCUGAUUUUUAGAUUCUGUGACCAAUACUUGCAGAAUUUGGGCUUUUAACCUGAAAAUUUUAACUUGUCACUUCCACCUGCUGUCUAAACACCCUAUAACUGACUGCCCUAAAUGAGAAAUAAUUAAAAGAAUAUAAUAUAACCAAAGAAGAUGCUACAUGACUUUGUCUUAUGACUUUCAGUCUGAAGCAUUAAAAGUAGGAGACCGUGUGAAUUUUUGAAAGACUUAGGAUGAAAAAAGGGGAUUUUGAUUUUACUCCUUUCCCUAAAGUUUGAAUAUUAUGAACUUUUUAUUCCAUCAUGAACUCUGUUUACCCUUUUUUAAAUUUGAAUAUGUUACUCAUCACUUUUUGCCAUGACUGCCUGCAGCACAGACACACUGCAUAUAAAGUGAUGAGGGGCUGAAGUCGACACAUGGACUCAGGCUCAGUGAAUAUCCUGCGGGGCAACCUGACUCAUUAAUCCCCUGCUGUUCAGAGGAAAGGACCUACUAGCCUACUGACUGUACGCUGUGUAAGACGGAGCAAGCUUCUGCAGGCCAUAUGCUGCUCAAGUAACUCUAUACAAAUCAGGCUGACAGGCUGCAUCAGCCAUGAGGUGAAAUGGUGUAAUAAAACACACUAUACUGAUAUUUCAUCACUGUAAAGAAGAGGGUUUUUGUGUCUGUAGUAUGAGUUCAGUGAAAGACCCAGGUUUUGUGUGCAAAAUCAGACAGAAAUAAAUCGGGAAAUUGUAAAUGUUGUUCUUUUUUCUUUUCAUUAUGUCUCAAAUGAUCUAGGAAAAAUGAAAUGCAUAGAGCACCUUGCUUUUUACUCUUAAUAUGUUAAAUCCAAAGUGUCUCCAAACAGCUGCAACUUCUCAUACAGUUGCAGUGAGUCUGGGGAUUUUGGAGGCCUUUUCCCAGUAGGUAAUCCCUUCCUUUUGUGUAUCUGUUGUGUGUGCUUGUUGUGUUGUAAUGAGGAUUGACAGGUGAAGGGUUAGUGAUUAAAAGCCAUAUGUUUAGAGUGUAAUCUCUCCCACUAACAGCUCUCCUUAUUGUGGCUGCUCAGAGGCUAAUCCUGUGUGUUCAGGUCCUGCUGCUUCACAUGCUGCCCCAUUCAGCUCACAACAAUCUGUCCUCGACCAUCUCACAGCGAGAGACGUGAACUCUUACUCUGAAGUUAUUCUAUAAACUAAAAGACUUAACAUAAAACUACUGAAAUAGAUCAAAUGGAGUCCCAAAGCAGAGUUUUUCAAUGUAGAAUCAAAACAAAAGUACGUCAGUCUUCACAGCAUUAGUUUGUAGUUAAACUCCCCAAACAGGCAUGAUAGUGUUCAACCAUGUGACCUCACUCUGACGACUGUGGUUCACCUGAAAGUUGCUCAGCAGCAUAUUUAGCAGGUGUAAAAAAAAUGGCACAGCUGACUUAUAGUGAAAGCAACACUUUGUUUCCAGUCUGUUGAGCUACAGUUGCUGGAAACUGGAUGUUUAGUGUCCCAGAAUGCUUAAAAUUGCAGUUCCUUGUUUGGCCACUUGAGGCUGGUUUCAAAAGUGAGUCAAUCCCCAAAGAGCCCCAUAAUAAAACUCACAACUCUAUGGCAACUAUAAACAGCCUUAAAUAUAUAAUAAGUCAUGGUCUAUGGCUUGUUUACUUGUGUCCUUAUUUGUUGGGGUUGAAUUUUUUUUAUUUGAGAGCUGGUGUUGUAUUUAUUUGAGGUCACUUGACCUGUUAGCUAUGCCAAAAUAUGGUCACCGCUGGAUUUAAAAAAUAGAUGGUGAUGACCAAAAUGAUCAAAUUUAAUGCAUCCAAAGAGCUGUCCAUAAACAAUAAUCAACUUUGUCCUCUUCUUGUACAUAUUGUAUGCCUGUGAAUUGGCCGAAAUGAACAGUUAUCUUUGUAUUUUGUUGAGACAGUUUACUUACUGUUUCUUUGGCCUCUCCUAAGAUCCAGAUGCAGUUGCUCAGUCACUUCACUCUGAUCUUUUAGGAAAGAAAUUCAUGAUUUAUAUCCUGACACAGUGUGUGGAAAGUUACCGUCUGAACUUUACACCUCCCCACCAUGUGUAUGAGUGUUUCUCCUCUACUCUGGACAAUAAAUCCUUUUAGUUGAUUUACAGUCUCUGCACUCCAGCAGUCCUGAAAUAAAAGCUAAAUGCUACCUCUGUAAAACCUAAGAUAGAGUUUGUUUUGAUGAAACAAGUUUAGCAUUUGGUCAGUAAUCUCUCUUUUCUAUUUCCAGUGCCUCUGCCUAAUGGGACGUCACACCCAGAGGAGGAUGAGGAUGAAGAAGAGCAGGGAGAGAAGUUUGAGUUUGAUGAUGAGGAUGACAUUGGACCCUCAGAGACGAGUCCUGACACCCUGAUGAAGAAUGAGUGGACUGCUGAGACAGAAAAGUCCAACCUAAAGAGUCAGGAUUUGAAAGAAACAAUCAGUGCAGUGCAGAAAAACCCCUCUCUUUACCCACAGCACUGCUCUGGUGAGUGCAGCACAGGUAAAGUUUAAAAAUAAUAAGAUUGUAUACUUGGGAAGAUUGCAUUAUGACUUUCUUUUUUCUUUUUUUGACCAGGUAUGGAGGUCAGAGAAUCACCAGAGGGGUAAGUUCAAUAAGUUUUCUCAAUACUUAAAGGAUGUUUUCACCUCACUAAAAUCCCCAAACCAAGUGUACCAAUAUAGACUUUUACAUUUGUGUAAUACACUUGAGAAAGAAGGUUAGAUUUACUUCCCUCAGUCAGUUUUUUACUUGUGAAAACUUAAAAAUUGAUGUAUAAGGAGGAAUGCAUGCAGGCUCCAGUUUAUGCCUGUUAAAGCUGCCAAUCUAGGCAUGAAGCUAAAAUAAUUUGACUGUACCCGGAUCUUCCUUCAUGCUGCAGAGCCUCAGGCUAUAAAACAAGCAUUUACCAUCUUCACCUAAACCAGUGUGACUGCAUUAUGCAGGAAAAUAGUAGCCUGGCCGGCCCAUCCUGUUGUGUGAAUCACUUGAUGUUCCUUCCCACCACAGUCUGGACUUCGGCCCAUUGGGAGCGUGUAUUCCCGAUCAGAAAAUAACCGGGCCAAUCAGAGACCGUGUUUUCACUGUUACCCGGACAACAGGGAAAGGCAGCCCCUGAUUGGUCCAUGUACUAUUGUAACCAAUCACUGUAACCAAGCAUCUGUGAUGAUGUCAGAUGCUUGGUUACGGUGAUUGGUUACAAUAGUCUGUCUAUCAAGGAAAGUACUCCCGCCCACUUUCAGGGCUUCCAAUGAGCCGAAGUCCAGACUGUUGUGAGAAGGAACGUCAAGUGAUUCACGCAACAGGAUGGCCCGGCCAGGCUAGGAAAAUAGCACUCUCAGCUGAGCUUGGAGUUAGCUAUAAUAUUUAUAAAUAAAUAAUCAAGAAUAAAAGAGAAAAGCUGGUGUGCAGAUUUCUGUUUCAUGAUUUAAGUGGAUAAGGUAACAGUAAUUUGGAUUUGUAAGCACCUUGUUAAAUGUAGUGAUAUGAUUUGGCUUAAAUGCCAUGAGUAAUUACAGGUUUUGGCUUUAAAAGAAGUUGAAACAGAAAGUAACCUACAAACAGACAGGAAGACCAAACAUCCGAGGCACUCUGCAAAUCUAACAGAAGAUGGCACUAAAUUCCUACAGGUACUUGAAAAGUUUGUGUACAGUAAAAGUGCAAGAAGUGCAGCUGGAUGUACAGUGGAGUUAUUCAGAUGUUUGUGUUCACGCUGGAAAGGUCUGCUCGGAGUCUAUUCAAAGUUAUUGUGAAGAGUAUAAGUUUAAUGAGAUGACUCAUCAUUGAAGGUCAGUCUCACAGUCCUUUAAAAGCUCAAACCCUGAUCAAAAUUUCCAACCAUAUCUGAUUCUGGAGGCCAUACUGUGCAUGAGGGCUGUGGUGUCCUUAACUUUCUGAUGUAUGUUGUCAAUUGUACAGAACAUGUAUCAUAUUGUAUAACAUCCUAUCAGUUCUUAUCAUAUCAUAUCAUCAUAUCAUCAUAUCUUGUAAACCUUAUAUCAAAUCUGGCAUUGUAUCGUAUCAGGUUGGAUCAUAGUGAGUCAUAUUAUAAGGUAUCGUAUUGUAUUGAAUCACAGCUUUUCAUAUCAUGUCAUGUUUCCUAUUGUAUUUUAUUCAAUAUUCUACCUUUUCCUAUUAGAGUCUUAUGCUGUUUUGCCUUUUAUCAUACUGUGUUGAUUUUUACAAACUGAUCACAUUUUUACUUAUUGUACGAUACGAUUUUUUAUGAUACGAUACAAAACAAUACAAUACGAUACAUGUUAUUGUCCCCUUAGAGAAAUUUGUCUUGGACUCCAAGAGCUGCACAGAUAAAGCUGCCAUUGUAUCUUACAGCACCAUGUCACAACAUAUCGUUACUAUAUCACAUCUUAACAUAUCAUAUAUCAUGCUGUUUAAGACUGUACUGAAUUAGAUUGAAUUUUCUUGUAUCACAUUACCAAGUAUCAAAGCGUAAUGCCUCAUUUGAUAAGUUAGCUUAUUUGAUCAUAUCGUAGCAGCAGCAGUCUCUUAGAUAAAUCAUAGCACAUUGUAUUGUUCCCUGUCAUAUCUUAUCUGGUAUCAUAUUGUGACAGGAUGACAGAUGCCACUUACAAAAGCAGAAGUGCAAUGUCACAUCACAAGAUGUUUACUAAGCUAUUUAUCAUGGGUAUUAAACUCAUACGUGGGGGGUACAACAUGAUCUGAAAGUUCAUGUCCUGUUUUUUCAGCUGUCUACUUCCAACAUUUGAAAAUGUGAGGAUUUUUACAGAUGUAUAAAACAUCCCUGACUUACUUGUUGCACAUACUAGUGAAUCUGCCACUUACUACACAGACAUCGUGUUGUUAGUGACAAAGGUCCGGCCGGGCCUGUGGAUUUUUUAUUAGUGUCACCAGACUGUGACUUAACCGACUGUCUUUCAAAUGUGCAAACGUCAUCAUCCCUCAUUAUAAGCAAAAGCUGAGCUCAGCAAUUUAGGAGGAGUUCCCUGGAAAUAAAAGUUGAGCAAAAAAACAGAUUUACUCAAAAGAUUAAUGCCAGAACUUAAAACCAUACUUCAGGUUCCUAGAGGUUAAAAUCUCUGUCCUAAAUGCAAAAAAAGCAUCUGGCCUUUGCAUCUAACCUUUAAGUUGCACUGCGAGGUAAAUUUUUAGAUCGUAAAGAAACCAUAGGAUACUGAAAAACUGGUCCGACAAAAGGUUUAAAGGGCAUAAAAGAACUUUUGACACUAACAGCUGACUGCAGCUGUAGAUAUUUUGGAUUAUAAAUAUAAAAUGUUUAAUUCUUUGUUGCAGACGCUCCAUCUCCUCUGAUCUGGGAGUGACGGCAGAGUCUGAGAGUUUCUGGAAAGCAAGCAAUAUUUAUGAAGGUAAGACACAUGAGGAGCAGCUGAGUCUGAUCUGAUGGUUUUCUUGAAACUGUACUGAGGAUGUUUUUUUUAUGUUUGGCUGCUUGCAUUGGGACAGCACAAGCAUCCCAUCGAGCUAAGGAGUGGCUGUUUGUGGUGUCAGAGCUCACUCUGCGGUUAAACAAAGGUAUUCUACCUGACCCUGUAGUCAUAGCUUAGAGAGUAGGUAGAGCAGCAAAGGUGAGGUGCUGUGUUUCGGUGUUUCCUACCUUUUGGUAAAUGGAUGUGUUGUGUCCUCAGUGUUGAUUUGGAUUAGAAAUCCUAAGUUGUGUUUUUGCUGCAGUUAUUUUCCAUAUAAAGGUUUGCCUGUUUCCCUGCAUGUUCUCAGGAUCCAUGUUGCUUGGUUUGGUUGCACAUAAACUGAUUGAAGAUACAGCGUCAAGUCCUAGAAGUGUUUGAAAGAUGCCCACAUAGCUAACAGCAGGCUUUGCCCUCUCGAACCUCUGUUAGAGGCUAUCUUGGUUCAACUUGGGUUUGGCUGAAAGCAGUCUGACGCAGUCUGAAUACAAAACUGAUGCACCCCCUCAGUCCAUCUAAAAGUAUGGCGGUAAAAGGGAGUUCCAGGGUCUUAGGUAUUUCAGCUUGAAUUAAGAAAACUGUAUUAUUUAAUAGAUAAUGAUGGCCUUCUCUACAAACACAUAAAUUUGGCCUUUUUAAGUAGCGAUUGAAAAAAAGUAAUAGUUUUUAUAUUUGGAUGCAUUCUCCCUAACGGGUGUGGUGCACCCCCAAAGAUGUUCACAUUCAUGCUUAUAAUACAGCUGGACGUGUACGAGAAAACAAGGUCACUGUCAGGAGUCUGUUUUCAAGUAUGAAAUACCCAAGUAUUAAAGUUAGUUUAACCAGUGAUAUCCAUUCAGGUCCUGCCACUGGUUUAGCACUUCAAAUAAAAAACAACCCUAAACUGUCCAGGACAAAAGCUCAGAGAUUAAAACUCAAGUCAUUUGAAAGACUAGUUUUGAUUUAAAAGCUAUUUCAAUGCUCAAAGGAGGAGAGAUUUUCUAUUUUCAUCAACGUUCUUAAUUCAGAAAUCUUUGUGACCAUCUACUGGAUGUUUCAAUGUCUGUAUGACCUAAUCUGACACAAAACACACAAAAUUACAUUUUUGAUGGCCGGUCCCCUUUAAUCUCAUGGCUUCUUCAUUCGUGACAUGCUAUCCUCUAGUUUGCUGAAGGUGGAGGCUUUUUUGUAACCAAGAUGAUAAACCCUCAAAACCUUUAAAAAUAUAUGAAAAAGACGACUACUCCCCUUAACCCUGUUAUGAGAAGUUGAAAAGUUAAAACCUUACAUUUGGAUUUAAACUACGUCUCACAACCCAUUUCAGGAGGAGUUGAGAUUAUUUUUUUUUUUUACUUUUUACCCUUUAGGAGAAAAAGAGGAAGCUGAGGUGUGAACUUUCGAAAGAGCUGAAGUGGUGUAUGAGCUUGUACAUUUAUAUAUAUAUAUAUUUAGCUUGUAUAUUUAGCUAAAAGCAGAGGUGUAAGUAACCACCCUCAGUCUCUUCUGCAAGGGUGUGUGUUUAUGAAAGUCAGAGGUGUCAUCCCAGUUGACCUCGCCCGCCUCUCACUCUAAAGACAGGUGUGUAUGUAAGUUGUCUUAAGUUAAAUAAAAGUUGCUCAGAUGAGUCCUGAGAAAACCCAAAUUGAUCAAGUUUGUCACAGACCUCGGAGGUGGAUGUCUUUGAAUAUUCUUGGAUGUCCUCUGCAUGUCCCCAAGUUCCUCUGCUAAAGUAGCUAAUUUACUGGAUAGCAGACAGUGACACUCACGUGAUCUGAAGCUUCAGAUUUUUUUGCAGUGAGGUUCAUUUGCAUAUACAGUUUAGCCCAAAUGAAUGCAUAAUGACUCUGUUUGAUUCCUGCAAACAGUAACAGGAUGCUGUUUCAUCUUCAAUACAGUUUGGGGAGCAUUUCCUCUGUUCAUGUUUUUAACCCUCCUCCUGUGUUAGGGUCUGCAUCUACCUGUUUUUGCUUUGAAAUGCUUUAAAGAACCACAUGAAUGAGCUUUUUCACAUGAAGACUUUUUGACUUUGUCAGAAACCUCUAUUUCAACAAAAUAAAAUUAAAAAGAUUAAAUUGACUAAAUUAUAAAAUUCUCUGAUUUAAAUUCUGGCACUUGUCGUGAUAGGGUCGCUGUUGACCCGGUUAGAUUAAAAAUCAAUGAUUAGAGCAAAAACUAAAAACAUAUGUGCACUGUCAGGCACCACACUGACAGUCAGAUUCUCUUCCAGCCAUGUGAGAUUUAGGAAAUUCUAAUUUUGCCAUGUUUUUCCCUGCACAAAAAAUGUCAGAAAUGUCCAGACAUGUGGGGCUCUAUUUUUCGUGCCCGCCGGUGGUGCGGCGGAGGGUGGUGCAACCCGCACAGUGGUAUUUUUGUCUGGCGGAGCCCGGCGCACAGCCAGUUUGGUAUUUCCGUAGACUGAGGCACGCCAAGGAACGGCAAGCUGGGCAUGGUGGUGUGGUAGGGGGAGAUGUCGACAAAUUUAGCAGGGGCACGAAAAUAGAGCCCGUGAGAUCAACAAUGGAUGUCGGUGUGAGGGGUAUACUGACAAAGAAAGGCCCAGAGGCCCACAACAAAAAAUGAAAUAAGCAAUAUUUUCAUGGAUAAUGACGACUAACAAAGUAACCCAGAGAUGAGAACCAAAUUGGAUGAUAGAGAAUUGUUUUUAAUUGUUUAAGUGUAAUUUUCAGCUGAUUUAAGACACGGGUCGAAACUGACCCAUUAACAUAGUGGUUGUGUUGUAAAAGCUAACACAGGAGGAAGAUUAAAUCAAUCCUUGUCUCAUGUGCAUAAGCUUAGCACGUGCAACAGCUGCAGAAAUCAUUUGCAUCAGCUCUUCUCUUCACUUCAACAGCUUUGACAAAAUUUUGGGGAUCAUCCUCAUUAAAUGAAAUGUCAGAUUUUACUUGUGGUAAAGUAUUUUUGCACUGUGUCAUAUAAACUGAAGGAUUUGAGCUCUUUUACUGUUUACAUUUAAUCACAGGCUGCAGAUCCAACAAAUCACUCAGUCUUUUCAAGCUUUAAUAUAACCUCUGCCAAAACAUCUGAACUACAGCUUGGAUUUUAACAUGAUUCUCAGUGAUGUCUCUCACUUUUUACUCUCCCUGCUCUCCUCUCUCCACCUGUGGCUGCCUGAUAGUUUGUACCUCAGAUCAUGUUGAGCUUGUGUGCAUAGAUAUACUCCUUUCUGCAGCGGUAACCUUAAAGAAUACCUAGCUGUCCUCAUCCCCCUUUAAGCAGUUUUUAUCUGCUUGUGUGUACUUGUGUAGUGUUAGUGGGUUUUUGUGUUAUGCUGGUCUCAACAGGUCAUAGUCGAUGUGAAACCUGUUCUCUUGAAGACUCCUGAGUCAUGAAUUUAAAUCAGAAAUGUUCCCUGAAGAUAGUUCAUCUUUUCAUUAGAAAAUAACUCGGGCGUCUUCACAGGGAGAACAUGCAGAGGGGGCAUUUCCUGUCAGUACAUUUGGUGCUUGGCAAAAAAAAAACCAAUAACAACAUCAUAUGGAUUACUGCUCCCUAAAACCCAGAGGAAACUUUUUGCCUGUUCUGUUUCAUUUCCGUUGCUGUUUCUUAAAACACGCAAGAGGAAAAGAAUUAUGACAUUAUAUGUAAAUCACUAAGAGUAACAUAGAGUAACAAGAGUAACUGAGCUUUAACAGAGGCAGACAACAUCAUUUACAAAGGCUGAUAAACUGAAAAAUAUGCCAGGUGCAAAUGAAGUUUGACUUUUUAUCAGACAAAACAAGAAGAACAAGAAGUAGAGGAAUAAUAAUGAUAGUAAUAAUGAAAGUUUCAGAAACAGCCUGCAGGCAAAGACUCGAUGUUUACCAUCAUAACUGAAAUGUGCUUCGGCACAUAUUAAACAGAGCAUCACUGUGGAGGAAGAUGUCAGUGUUUGCAAUAAAGUAUAAAACUUAAAAUGGUGAAGAUUGACAGCAGCUUCAAGGAACAAAGAUGUUUCAGCCCCAGGAAGAAGUUUCAUGACUCACUGCAUGACUUUUAAAAGAGCUGCUCAAAUACAAGGAUGUUUUUCUUGGUUUGAAUUAUAUCGCUGCUUUUUCUCUUUAACUUUAUUCCCCAAAUUUCAACAAUGUAGUGAGCACAACACUCAGAGAAUAUCUGUAUUACUCUCAUGAAGCAUUAAAAGCAUUAAUUAAAAGCACGCUUGAUGUGGCGGUGAUUAACACUUUUAGUCUAGGAGGGACCUUUAAAACUGCUCUUCUGUGUAAUGACGUUUUGUAGGAAAAGACUCUUUAACGCCUGAAGGCUGUCAGGAUGAGUCCAGCCCGGCAGUGAACGGGUGCAGCCCACAGCCAGACCCCACUGAGGACGAGGAGUCCUCUUCAGUCCAUCCUCAGUCUGAACAUCACGCAGGAAAUGAAGACAGACCAAAAGACGCCAGCCCUGCGACCUCUAGCAGCUCGGAUAAUGUGUUCAGAGACCCUGAGGUGGUUUAUGAUGACGUGCCUGCUGAGGGCCUGCAGCACCAAAUGGAAGGUGAGAUUAUUUGUUAUAUUGGUAGUGUAAAGAAGGUGAAUCUAGCCAGUGUGAAAAUGCUUCAAAGCUGCACUCUUCCUGAUGGUCAGCUCAUGGCUGCAAAAUAAUGUCUGAUUGAAUACGAAGAAGUCAAUAAAUAUUAGUCAACUUCCUUACCUUAGUUAGGAUUUACUUCUUGAGUUUAUUGUGAUAAUACAUAGUUAAAAGACUUUAACACAGUAUAAUUUUUAGGAAGUUCAAGCCCAUUUAAAUUGAAAUACACAACAGACCAGGGAGGAUUCAAGGUGUGGCAGCCAGAUUAGGUGCUGACAUGGAUGGAUAGAGGUGUAGAAAUGUGUAUCCACCCUCUGCUACAGAUUAAGUCACUAGAAAACACCCAGGUAGAGGCAGAGUCUCCCAGAAGAAAAGAUGGGAAGAGGUUCUCCACUCUGUGAGAGACUGUGUGAGCUAAUAGGUCAGCAGUUUCAGAAUAAUGUUCCUGAGUGUCAAAUGUGAAAGAGUGAGUGGAUUUCAUCAUCUGCAGAAUAUAAUAUCAUUAAAAGAUUCAGAGAAUCUGGAGAAAUCUCUGUACUAAAGGGACAAGGACCAAAACCAAGACUGGAUGGUCCUGAUCUUCAGGCCAUCAAUGGCUCUGCAUUAAAAACAGACAGGACUCCAAACCAAAACCACUUCAAAAACCAUCCACAAAUGAGGUUAAAACUGAAACAUGUAAAGAGGAAACCAGAUAUGAUCCUGAUACACCAGUGACUUCUCUGGUUCUGAGCCCGUUCAAGGUGGACUGAGGGGAAGAGGACUACUGACUACUACUGAACAAUAUAAACAGGUUCAGGAACAACAUCUGCUGACGUCCAGACCUUCAUAUUUUAGCAAGACAAAGACAAACCACAUUCUGCAGGGAUUACAACAGCAUGGCUCUGUAGUAGAAGAGUCCUGCUGAUAAACUGGUCUGCCUGCAGUCCUCACUUAAAAAAACUCCAUAAACUGGUCUCCUUGGUUCACUAAGGUUUACAGAGUGCUGAUGAAACACAAUAAUAAACAUAAGUAGAGCAAAUAGAGCAGCUUUAUUAAUAAAACAAACUCAGCGUAAUGCGUUUCUCCUUGUUAAUGUUCAUCAACACAUCCAAAUGGUUUUCAUUUUAUAAACAUUAUUUUUCUGUUUCAUGAAUUUUACUGCAUGAAGCCGUGUCUUACCCACCUGUCGUCCUUUUUCGGAAGAUGUUGAUGAUAUCUACGAGGACAUCCAGAGACCUGAUCAUCACCGUAGCUCCAAUGGCUGGAGCUCCAGUGAGUUUGAGAGUUAUGAUGAGAUGUCUGAUAGCGAAGCGGUUUCUCCGACACCCAAGAGCAGCGCUACCAGCAAGGUAAACCAAUCAGAGAUUUUCUCUUGGAUGUAAAUAACCUGUGGUAGUAGGGAUACUCUUUUUGUCACUGUGGCUUGGUGGUUCAUUUUUAUGACCCACGUACAGAAAUUUUACUAUGGUCUAUAUAACAACAUGGUCAGCUCAACAGCUACCUAAUGUGGAGCGAAAAAAAGAAAAAUGAAAACCUAAAAGUCUUGAUUUUUUUUCUUAUUUCACAAGGUUUUUAAUUUGAUUUUUAUAAGCAAUAUCUUAAAAGGGGUCAUUUUUUGGUUUUAUGCAGUAAUACUUUUUUGAAGGUGGUCAUGUCACUGCUCCACAUCAUUAGGAAAAAGUCCAAGCCAUGUUAAAUGUGGGAGUUUUGCAUUUUUAACUGAAGGAUUUUAAGUUAAAACUUUCUGGUGUAGAUGUUUCAAAGACAAUGAUUUUUUCUUGGAAUCUAACUUCCUCUUUUGUUCUUAUAUUUUCCAUUCAGCAGAACUGACUUUAUGUGUAAAAUCUCUCAUGUAGUAUCUGUUUCUAUCAUCUGCAUUCACUCAUGAGUUGCAGCUCUGCUGCCUGUUGUGAAACAUAUUGCAGGUUUGCGUCACCUCAGAGCUUAACUGGCUGUGAUAUUUUUAUCCACAUGCAGGAUGCCGGCUGAGUUAUUUCAGUUCCACUUUUCCACUUAGUUUUGCUUUCCAUUUAUAGCAGAUUUCCUGGCAAUUGUCUUUUUUGUCAUUAUUUUUUUUUCUUUUAUGACUUCUCCUUGUAAUCUUUUACUCAGGAAAAGUUUCUAUAUGAGAUCAUUUUCUUUUUGAGUUUAGUUUUUUCUCAGACCGAAAAAUAUGUAACAUUUAGUGAAUGGAUAAAAAAAAAAAAAUCUCAGUGAAACUUAAGCUAAAGCACAAGGGAUGCACAGAGUUUGAUAUUUGCAAAUAUUUCUCAUGCAAUAUUCUGCUCCUGUACUGGAAUUAUUAUUGAAGUUGUUGAAAUUCCCCUUAAAUCCCUGCAGCAGUUAAUAAAUCAUAUGCUCUCAGGCACGUCUGAUCCAACAUUUGAUUCAGUCUCUAAUGAAGUCUUCAUGCACCAUGAGUGAAGCAGUGCAUGUUCUGUGUUUUGAGAUGCGGCUUCAGUUUCCCAGAUUUAAUCCCAGCUCGUUUUGCGGGUUUCUUCGCAGUUUUUUCUCCAAACCCCUUCCUCUUCUUGGCAUAAAUAAGAUGCAUUGUUUUUUUAAUGUGGAUACUGCAGAGAAACUGCAGGUACACAUAGAUUUAGGUAAAAUUCUGCAUAUCAAACUUUUUAAAUUCAUUGUGAUGGAAAAUCGGUAAGUAACAUUAAGAUUAGGAGAGGUAGAGGUUUAUUCUGCAGUUAAGGUUGUAAUGAAAAAUCCCAAUUAUCUGUCUGCACUGCUGUUAAAAAGUACAUUUUGGUCUCACCUCUUUGGGAAAUUACCAGGUUUAUUUUCAAGGUUUAAGCCGUACAGUGUGAGAGAAACCUGGUCUGGUGAAAAAGAGGAAGUGAUCUGGCCUCGGUGUCUCGCUCUGUCAGCACUUCUGUCUUCUGCUUCUGUCACCGUGUGUCCCUCUGUUGCUGGACUUUCCCCUCUCCGCUCGUGUGUGAGUGUUUUGAAAAUGAAACAGAUUCAUUUAAGUUUGUGGAGAUGAUCUGAAGCUCGUCUGCAGGAGUUAAGAGUUCUGAAUGAAGGGGAGGUCUCAAAUGUCCUGGAUAAGCUGCUGGAUAUUUUUGAAGGUUUUUAAGGGAAGAGGAUUUACUGGACUACUGAGUUACUGAGAUGCAGUGAUUUUUGAGGUAGGUGUCAUGUCUUUCCAGCUCCAAAUCAAGGUGAAUAUGAGGAAAAGUCAGAGCUGAUAAUGAUUAAAUCACCUAACACAUCAUCUUAAGUCCUAAACUAAUAGUUUGAGUGGCUGAAUAGAAUCGGAUACUUGUGUAAAGAGUUUGACCUGGUUGUUUAUCGUAUUUUUGUGCCUGUUUACUGGAUUUUGGCUUCAUAGUUUGAGAUUGCUUCAAGCAGCAAAGUCUGAACAUUACGGUUUGAACACAGUUAUGUGUGCAGAGUUUGCUGUUUCAGCUCAGUGCCCCCCUCCAACAGCUAACACAGUGUAUUUAGAUAAGGUAAAAGUUUGGAGUGGAUCGUAGGUUGUGUCAUUACUCAAUAAAAAGCAACAAGAGCUAAAAACUUACUCUGAAGGCACACUACCAUUCAACUUCCUGGUUUUGUGAUUGAACUUGUAAAAUUGAAGAAAGUGGGUAAAACGUGGGAUGAACUCUGGAUGGUGUUUGAUGCAGACGGCAGCUGUAUGUGAGCAUCAGGUUUCCUCUGAUUCGUGAAGGUCCUGAGGUCUUGUUUGUAUGAAGUCCUACUCCUGACAGUAGGAGCUCUCUGGGUUGAUAAUUGGCUCAGGGUUUACACACCUUGACCACCAGGUAACGUAGAAUCUCUCUUUUCUUUCUACCUCUGGUGUUGGACCUCCAGCUGCCUGCAGACGUGCUGAGGCUGAAGGAGCGCUGUGCCGUCACCAGGAAGGAGCUGGCAGUGCGUCUAAGUACUCCUCAUGUGGCCAACAUCAAACAGAGCUGUGACACUAAGGUACGUUUAUCAGUAAUGAACAUCAGAACCAGCGUCUGAGAGGGGAAGGACUGGUGCAGGUGCAAGCUGGUCAAAGUUUUGAAAGGCCAUGUAAGAAUUUGGGAAAGAAUAAACUGCACGUGGCCUUAAAUAUCUUUACAUUUGUUUUUCAGGUGCAGCAGCUGAUGAAAGCAGCGAGGAAUGGUACCAAGGACGGUUUGGAAAAGACAAAGUUAGCCAUGAUUCGCAAAGUGUCGUUCCUGCAUAGAAAAGAGUCCACCGGUUUGUGUAAAUCAUAACAUCUAAUUUUGACACCGGAAGUUGUAGAAUUUUUCUUACACAUGCAUUGCCAAAGUGAGAUGCAGAGAAGUAUAAAAGGAUUUAUAGGAACAAAAUUUCAAAAGAAUUGCAAACUAUUUCAGCUUAUUUUAUUUUUUUAACAUGAGUCUGUGUUCCUCUGAUUAAAGUGUUUUUUUUUUUCUUGUUUCCUCAGGUGAUGGGAGGGAUGAUGCAGGUUACAUGGAUGUGUCUGUGUGUGAGUUAAAACAUCCUCCUCCUCAGCUCUGCCCCAUGCCAGAGGGACUCAGCAGUCAGCAGGUAUAUUCUUUAUAUUCAUGUUGGCUUUUAUUUGAGGAAUAGCAAUGUGCUAUUGUUUGGUUUAAGUAAAACAGUGUUGUCCAGUUUUCUGAAUUUCUCUUUGCCUCCUUCAGGUUGUCAGACGUCUUAUCCUCAGCUCCAUCGUGCAGAGUGAAAGCAGCUACCUGGACUCUCUAAAGAGGAUCCUUCAGGUGAGUCACAUCUCUCCAUUGGUGACAGAAGCUCCAAUGGGUUUGAGCCUUGUCUCAGGUGCUUUCGGAAAAAAAGGUAUGAAAGGGAAUUACAGUUUUAAAAGCCUCUGUAAGAAUGUUGUAAAUGCAAAGGACCUACAAAGGUGCAAGAUGCACAUCUUUGUCCACAGGGGUUCAGAAAAGGUCUAACUUGCUGCAGCAGCCUCUUAUCCUGCAGUUGGAAGACUGCUGUCACAACUUCUAUUUAAUCCUCAGGGGAAACACAGAAGAUCAAAUUCAUCUAUAAAACGUUCUUGUUGUUGCUGCUGACAGGCUCAGCAUGUAAUUCUGUGUAUCUGACAUUAUUACAAAUGGAAUUCUUGCAGAGAUAGACCCUGUUUUCAAGGCAAGACCCUUUUUUCAGACCAAGAUAUCCCAUUUCAUAAUUGUUUUUGGAGACAGCGAAGUGAAAACUGUUGUAAGAAACUUCUGCUCCACCGCCGUUUGGAUGGACAAGUUUUUUUGUAUUUUUACACGCUUUGCAAAUUUUGCAUUGUAUCUAAACUGUUUUAAACAUCAUCACAACCAAGAGUAGCAAACAGGGCAACAUUAAACCACUCACUCCUGUGUUCUUCACCAGAACAGGAUCCUGUCUGUAAUGUUGUAAGAUGCAAUAAUAUCAGUCUGAGCUUGUCAGCGACAGAAACAAGGACUUCUGAUUCACUGGACUUAAAUUACAGCCAUGGCAGUCUGUUUUAGUGCAGCUGGUGCAUCUCUGGUUAAACUACCUUUAAGUUUAGGAACGUGUUCAAAUAUAGCUCAAACUUCUGAGCUCUACAUUGUACCUGAUAUAACCCCCCAUUCUCUCUCAGGAGUACCAGAAGCCCAUGCUGGAGCCUCAGAACUUCAUCCUAAGCCCCAAGAAGGUCCGUCAGAUCUUCUUCCGACUGCAGGAGAUCCACCAGUGCCACUCCAUGUUUCAGAUCGCUCUGGCCUGCCGUGUGGCCGAGUGGGACCACAGCGAGAAGAUUGGAGACCUUUUUGUCGCCUCGGUCAGUCACACAGAUGUCUCUCUUCUUCUUCGUCUCCUUGUGUCCUACCUCCAAAAGUGGAGCUGUAUCAAGAUCCUGAUGUCCCUCUCUCCCUCACAGUUUUCAAAGUCCAUGGUCCUGAAUGUGUACAGUGACUAUAUCAACAACUUCACCAACGCCAUGGCUCUUAUCAAGAAGGCCUGCAUGUCCAAACCUACUUUCCUGGACUUUCUUAAGGUGCGCACACUUGGUGUAUUUUUUUAACAGCCAUUCGUAUAUUUAUUCCAGAGUUUGCAGUGUUGAUGGUUUUCUGCUGGUCAGUACUCAAACACAGAUGUCAUCCAUGUGCUUCUGCUGUAUUCUGAGGUAAUACGGCUCUAAACAAACUCUGAUAAAACAGUGUGCUGUGUUAAGUUUGUUAAAUUUAAUAAGAAAAAGUGAAAAAUGAGAAUCAGGAUGUUGGUUUUUGCAAAGUAAAAAGGGGUCUGAGUAUUUCCUACAGCCUCAUGAUUCGUUGAGGCCACAGUAUGACACAUCAGUAUGUCCCACUUUACAAACUGCAAUUAUACAGUAUUAAGACCAUUGUAAUAAGCAUUAAUUAAUAGUUAAUUAUCCACUUAUAAGACUUAAUAAAUAUUAAUUAGUGUUAAUAAAAGCAUAAUUAACACAUUUAUUUUUGCUUUUAGACACUUAACGGCUCUAGUUAUAAACAGUUAAAAUACAAAUUUAAAAAAUGGAUUUUUAUUAACAUUAAUUAGACUAUUGGGGUUCAUUAAAGAUUAAUAACAGCAUAUUUUAGCUUCGAACACUCUUGCAGGUAAUUUAAUUCUAGUUUUUGUAUAUUCAGCACUUAGAAGAUAUUUAUCAACAUUAAUAUAACUAGUUUGGCCUUUGUUGUAUUUAAGCAACUCUUUUUAUUGCUAACAAUGGUCCUUUGCAGCUACUGGAUCUAAAGUGGGAACAGUCUUAUUAAGAAGAAUAAAUCCUUAUAAGCAAUAGAGUGUCAUAUGCGAUAACAAGUGUCUUAAGUAUGCUUUAAGUAACACUAAGAAAUGUUUUUAAACAUCUUACAGGGUCUUAUAAGUGUCCUGUUAACUAUUAGAUAAGGCUUAUUAUUAUUUGAUUUGAUUUAAUUGUACCCUUAUUCUAUGUUAAUACCUAAUUUAGCCUGGUUUACCGUGAUCAUUUCACCGAAAUGGUGUGAAACAAACCUCUCCUCUCGCAUAAAUUCACAUCUACAUCAACUCAGAUGUGAUCUGACUGCAAAUUGAGUUAUUUGCAUGAAUUAAGUGCGUAAACACUAAACAAUCAGGUGUUCAAAUUUACGCCAAUUAGUGAGUAAAUCCUUUUGUCUGGUGUGAGCACAGCAUGUGCAUCUCGGCAUAAAUUAGCAGGGAGAACAUGGGGACAUAUUGUUGCAUAGAUUUUUUGAAUACCCCUUCAGUCUAAAGUUUAUAUCUGUUUUAACAUGAAAUAAAAAGCUGCAAAAUUGUUAAAAGUGAUAAAAAAUGGAAUCUACAAUAACAACACAUCUUACUUCCAUAAAGUAGCAUGUACAUGACCUUCUUGGAUAAAAAAAAGAGAAUUUUUUUUAAUCAUUCAUCAACAAAACAACAACAACAACAAAAAAGUGUUAAUUUACGUACUAGAGCUGAAACAUUUCUUUUAUGUGACCUCCAGAAGAAACAGGCGUCCAGUCCAGACAGAAUCACGCUAUACGGCCUGAUGGUCAAACCCAUCCAACGCUUCCCACAGUUCAUCCUGCUGCUGCAGGUGAGUCACAGAGACACAUCAGCUCCUGUCUGAGCUGUUUCAUCCCAGGAGGCUGUGAGAUCAGACGCAUGAUCGGCACUUUGAACUCACGAUUUAGAGAGUUUUAGAGAGUUUGAGAACAUGAUGACUGCUUUCCUUUUUUAACCAGCUAGGCAUUGAUUUAGAUACAUUCUUAAAUGAAAACAUAGCAUUAAAAUUGAUAAAAGUAACAUCUUUAUUGAAAAAUCAAAGGCAAAACUGUAAAGCUGAUCUGAUAUUUGAUGUAUCGGUGCAUUACUACACAAAACCACUGUGAAUUUGAGACCAUUGAUUUCCUUUCUUUUCUUUUCUAUACCACUGAAGCAGGCAGUUUGAUUUUGAUUGCUUGUCUUAAACUUUGUCAGGAUUCUCAGACUGUAAAUUCUUAGAUUCUCUCGAGAGCGAUGUGGUGGAAUAUUUGGUUUUAUUUAAAGGUCUGAAACUUUGUGUAGGAGUUAGUGACAGAGGAAGUAAGCAGAAGUUUGCCCUUUCUGCUCCAGCUCAUUUUGGGUCACAGAUGAUAGAAAUAGCUCCAAAUCUUUUCCGUAAACACCUCCUUAUGUCUACCUGUCUGUCCAGCUUGACCUCCCAUCUGUCACACCCACGGCUGUUGUUAAUGUUGUGUGUUUCUAUCAGGACAUGCUGAAGAACACUUCUAAGUCGCACACUGACCGGCUCCCCCUGCAGCUUGCUCUCACUGAGCUUGAGACGCUCGCAGAGAAACUCAACGAGCAGAAGCGUCUGGCCGAUCAGGAGGCCGAGAUCCAGCAGUUAGCUCACAGCGUUGGGGACCGAAACCUCAACAAGGUGAAACAUUAGACACUGAAACACACAUCCAUACAAGCCUUUAAGGGGUUUUUACAGCAUCCUCAUGUGUGUUUAUCUCUUUAUGUGCGUUGUGUCGGACAAGGCAGUUAACUUAUAUGUCUAUCUAAAGAUCCAUAAUCCCAGUUAAUGGAUUUUGCGCAGUUGAUCAGAUUGAACAGCCAUGUCUAACAUUUUAAACAGGCUGUAAGAGUCUUGUCCACUGAUUUUUGCUCUCUUAUUCAGCGUUAAUGAAGUGCUCUUCUGUAAACAGUGACCUUGUUUGUGUUUUCAGCUGCUGAACUCAGAGCAGAGGCAGCUGAUCCAGUGUGAGCUGCUGACUGAAAUCGUUUAUGGUGAUAAAGGUCAAGUCCUUAAAGCCAAAGAGAGGAAGGUUUUCCUCCUCAAUGACACGCUGAUCUGCGCCAACGUCAACCUGAAGUGAGUUUGAGCUGCAUGUUACAUUCAUCUCUAACAAAGGAGCGUAGUUUUGGAUGAUUACUCCUGUUUUUGAUAUUGCUGCUGUCAUUUUUCAGCACUUUCAAAUAAAUACUCAGUCUGCUUGAAUUUAUUGAAGAGGGGGUCUGACUCACAGUAUCAAAAAAUCUUUGCUUCCCCACAUUGUAGCUGAUCACUGGGGGAUGUCUCUGCAUGGAAAAUAUAAAAAAGAAUGUUUGAAUCUUAAGUUUUACUGCAAUGAUUGCAUAAAAGCAAAAUUUUGCUUAACUGUAAUCCACUCAUUAGCAGCAUAAAGAUGACACACACACACACACAUCCAGGUUCAUUCUCAUUCUUAAAACCUUCACUAAGCAGAAGAAAAGUGUAAAAAAGCCUCCAAGUUUUCCAUACUAAGAGUAUUUUAAACAUGCAAACAUUAGAUCCUGCGAAGCUAGAUUCAUGUCCACUAGACUCAGGAGGGACCUGCUGACCUUCAUCCUCUAAAGGAAAGUGAAUCGAGCUCCAACGCUGCACUACUUUAUGCUCGUGUGACAGCUAUAUUGUAAUGUUUGUCCACCAGGGGGCCCCCUGACAUCAGCAGCCUGGUUCCUGUGGGUCCGAAGUACACAGUGAAGUGGUGCGCCCCCCUGCUGCAGAGUCAGGUAGUGGAGGUGGGACAGGACAGUCUGCAGAACAAAGAAGGGGUCUCACUGAGACGACACAACUCAACCUCCAGCACCUCAGGUACAAACACACCUGUACACCUGCUGCUCAACACACACAGUGAAAACAGAACAUGAAACAACACCUCAGUUUUAGUGAAAGUAUAAAUAGAAACCAAACUUAGAGCUCUGUGUUUCAGGUAAAGUGUUCCUGGGUCCUCCUCGGCUGUACCAGCAGCUGGAGGAGCUGCAGCAUGACCUGGGUGUGGUGGAGGAGGUGUCAGUGCUGGUCAGCACGCUACAUGGAACCUACCAGGUAACACCUCACAGGGUUUUCUCUUACACUCUGUGUUUAAUUGCUGCAUUCACAGAGCUGCUGACAGGAUCUUUGAAUAAAUUUAGUCUUUUUAAGGAUUUACAGUGGUUACAGUGGGCCAACCUCACUACUUUCUUAUGUUGUCUUAUUGGAUUUUGGAUCUAAAUGUCUAAAAGCAGAUUUUAUCAGCCUUCAGUCAUAAAGAUGUAACCUAAUCCUUGCAUGCAUGUGCACUUGAUUAAAGUUUGUCCACUGUAAGCUUUUGUUUUAGCGGCUUAAAAGGUUUUUAAUUGUUAUUCUAGGAAUGUGAUAAGAUAGCCCCCAAAAACUCUUACUCUAAUAAAACUUCUGUUUGGGUAAGUUUAUUUUUUUAAGCCAAGGUUGGUGGUUAAAUCAAUUUCUUUAAUGUUACCAAACUCCAUUGUCAAAAUCAGGGCUCUUAUCUCACAGAGAGGUUACUUUUUGUGUGGUUUUGUGUGACUGUGACAUUUUGAAUCAGUCAAACUGGUAUUCAGAGCCUGGAGUUAAACUCAGAGAUAUCAGGCACUGUCAAGGUGGAUAAAAACUUUCUCUGUUAUCUCAAGCUGUCUGCUUCAGGCUCCAGGCUUUAAAGGCGGCCUUUAGCGUGCCAUUUAACCAUUAGUUUGUGUCUCCUGAGCCAAAGGCCGCAGAUUCAGGACCACAAUUCUGGAAAUGCAUCUGUAAGACCCUUUUUGUGACAGUGGGGUUAGAGCUUGGCAUCAGCAGGCAUCUUACUCUUCCUUUAUCAUGCAUCUUGGCAGCAAAAUCUGGUCCAAGGCAGCAAAAGCACUAAAUGAUGCUGCUGCAAACAAUACUUGUCUUGGGAUUGCAGUUUCAGAGUUGUGCUUUGAAUUCGUGGCUUCCAGGUAUGCAGACACAUGCAGAGACAAAUGUAUAAGAUGAAAAUUAUAAGAGAUUAAAAGAACUAAGAAAUUUGUCAAAAUUACUGCAGUAAAAAUUAGCAUAAUACAUGCUGAGUACCGCUGUUUAUAUCUAAUGUGACGACUAAACAACUCUGAAACUUGAUUUUCAUGCACUGAAGUUACUGCAGUGUCAUAUAAUCAGUGCGUGUUUUUGUAGUUGCGUUUCUUAAGUCUAAAUCCUCCCUUCCUUCAUCAGCUGAUGGUGGCUUUUGCCCACAGAGGACAUUGUCUGACAUUAGUUAAUAAAAUAAAGGCACUUUUCAGCCAAUUUCCACCUAUAAUUUCAGUUUAAAAGUUAUUAUAGGGAACUGAUCAAUUUCCCUAUAAUAAGCCAACAGAAAAAUGAUCUAUGAUGAGGCAGAUCAGAAUCUCUGUAGAGUUGCUUUUCUGUUUUUAUUUUUAGAGUGAUUCAACGUUUGUUUCUGGUCAAAAAUGAUGAAAAGGUUGAUCUCUGUGGGAAUAUUUUGCCUUAUUUUGUCAGACAAUUGCAGAUUCUGCAAAGAUUCAUGAACAGUUUAAACACCAAAAAAAUAAAUCAAUGAAAUUAGAGCCUGGAUGUACAAAUCCUAAAAAAAAACAUCUGUGCUGAAGCUAAAACAGUCUAACUGUCUCCUCUUACAUCAGAACCUGAACACCACAGUGUCCCAGGACUGGUGUCUGGCUCUGCAGAGGCUCAUCCGUCUGAAGGAGGAGGAGAUCCAAAACGCCAACAAGUGUCGCCUUCGCCUGGCAGUGCCGGGAAAACCUGAUAAGUGAGUGUCAGGAGGUUGAGAGUAGAUCCAGUUUUACAUGUUUUUGAUUUUCCAUGUGGACUCAUUUUUAUUGUAUUAUUUGCUCUCAGAUCUGGUCGUCCAGUGAGCAUCAUGGUGGUCUUCAACACCCCCAGCCCACUCAGUAAGAUCUCCUGGGUAAACCGACUCCACCUCGCCAAGAUAGCGCAGAGUGAGUACAGUGCUGUAGUGCCAAUUCACAACAAGUGUUAUCACAAGAUGCCAAAUAAAAAAUCUGGUCUAGACCAAACUCUGUUUACAAAGACCCAGUGUAAAGACGGGAUCAGACUGAGCCCCAUCUUGUAAGAUCAAACCCACUCCUAUCCAAUCUUUAAUCACAUGAAUGAAACACUUUACAGCAGUGGUUUUCAAGUCCAGUCCUCGAGGCUCCCCGUCCUGCAUGUUUUGGAUGUUUCCCUGCUCCAACACACCUGAUUCAAAUGAUCAGCUCGUUAUCAAGCUCUGUAAUGGCUUAAUAACGAGCUGAUCAUUUGAAUCAGGUGUGUUGGAGCAGGGAAACAUCCAAAACAUGCAGGACAGGGGGGCCUCGAGGACUGGACUUGAGAACCACUGCUUUACAGCAUUUAACGAGUUACAGUCAAGAGGAAGAACUUCCUUUAACAGACAGAAACCCUGAGAAGAACCAGACUCAUGGACAGAGGUAAGACUCAUGCUUGUAGUUGAAGCAGCUGGAGAGCAGGCAGGUCCACGGCAGUAAAACGUCUGCAGCAGUGAUCCAGAGGAACCUACAGCAUGAUGGAGCUCAGGGACUCCCAGAAAAAAACAGUGUAUCAGUGACUCUAAUGGGACAUGAUGAUUCAAAGUCAAGCGUGUUUGAGGAGAGUAGCUCACUAAAGAGUUUUUAUUAUGUGUAUUUACAACUUAAAACAACAUACACACACACAUACAUACAGGACAAAAUUCAAGAGUGUCAUUUAAUGUUCGUAAAGAAGAAAAGAAAAACGAAUAAAGAAGGAUAUGCAAAUCAGUUAUUGGAGUCACGUUAGCUGACAGGUGGAGAUGGCACGCUAGACGCCAGACCGGCUCCCCUUAAUUCAUGAUUUAUCUUGGUUUUACCAAGUGAGAACAAAUACAACCGUCGGUUCUCUGUAAUGUGCUGAAAAAACGCUCGGUUAUGAAUAGAACCAAACAAAAUACCAGAAGCAACAAGGAGAAAAACGAUCCACUAAAUCAAUUCUAACAUACUAAUAACUUGUGUGCAUAUUAAAUAUUUCAAAAAAUGAAUCAAAGGACAGAGUAUUUGGGCCACAUUGAAGGUUUUUGGGGGGAAAUUUUUGACUACUAUAAUUAAGUCCAAUUAUAAUCAUUUUCUUACAGGAAUGAAGUCAAAUUAAAUAAUUUUUUUAGGAGAGUAAAGUCAUGUAAUCUCAUGCAGAAAGAGCUGUAAAGUCUAUAACAUGCAUGACAUUAGUAAUGACUAAGUACAGCCCAGCCUUUGUGUUUACAAAGUUUGUGUUUUUGUUGUUCUGUGUGUGUGUGUUUUUGCGUGUGUAUGUGUGUGCUCAGGACAGGAAAACACUCCGGGUUGGGAAAGUGCUGAAGAAGAUAACAAGACAAAAGCUCCAUUCAGUUUCCCACUGCUGACCUGCAAACUUCCUGUCUUCUCCCCCAAAACACACACACUGAAGGUGAGAACUGCUGCAGGUCAUCCUUGCAAAGAUUAAAACAGUAGAAGAAGAAGAGGAGGAUUGUGUGUGGCUCUGUAAUCACUUUAUGUGUAUCUUCUGAGGGUUUGAACUGUGACUCUGGUUCCGUUUCCAGGUCACUGAUCAGCCGUUUGUUCUGUAUUUUAUCACACAGCUGAUAAUUUCAUCAGAGCGAGGCUGAAUGCAGAGGAGGCUGCAACAUUUAAACUGAAAAAAAAAAGCCUUUUAAAGACACAAAGCGUGUAAAAGCAUUAAAGAUGAUGAAAUCGAGACCAUCUUGAAUCUUGAAAAAUCUGUUUUUGACUCUCCAGGAUGGGAUGAUCACGUUGGGUUUUCUGUUUCAGAGGCAUUUUCUGAAACUAUGGGAUGUUACCGCUUGUUCCCACAUCUUUAAAUAAAUAAUUUUGUGAAUAACACCUUACGUUUUUAAUUAUGAUUUUACUAAAACUUACAAACAAACAGAUCAAUCGGCACGUAAUGUAUUGACCCAUUUAUGGGACAGUGAUCCCCCCCACCCUCCCACCCCUUUGGUACUUUUAGGACUUUUUUUGAUAACAAUUCUUGUUUUUUACAAAAAACAAUUUGAAGGGUUAGGGUUAGGGUUAGGUACAUUGAAUAAAACAAGGUAAAGUGUAGUUUUUGACAUUAGAAUAAAACAAUGCUUUAAAUGUCUUAAACUGAAAAUGAGGCUUAUUUUCAGUUUUCUGGUAUUAACAAGCCUUGUGCUCAGAUUUGUGUACUUAUUUUUCAAGUAAUUUUUUUCACCAUUUGUUCAUGUUCUCAUCAUAUUUGUGUUUGAUUUAACAUUUAUUCUUUCUCUGUGUGGGUAUCAUAAACUAAUAAAGGUUAGUCUUAUUAGUGUCUAAAAACAGCAAAUAUUCCGCUUUACGUAAAUACCACUAUUAUAAAUACAACUAUCUAUAUCUAUCUGCCUUUUUGGUCUCAUUUUCCUUAUUAAGAGUCAAUGUAUAGUUAUCAAUUCUUUUGUGUUUGGCUUAGUUUUAUCAAAAUAAUUGGAUUUUGAAAAGGUUAUCAAAGGUAUACCCCUGAUUAGGAAGUACAUUAAAUGCCUCUUUGCUUUGAGUUGACACCCUGUCAUAAAUUUCCAUCUUUCUGUCUGUUUGUGUAGCUGGAGGCAGCUCUCCAUAGCCCAUCCCAGUCCAGCCUGCUGGGUUUCUGCACCGCUAGCACGUCUUUACCUCAGGGUUACCUCUGGGUGAGUACAGCUGCAGGAGCGCUAAUGGCAGGAUGUCAGCCUCUGAGAUCCUGAUCAAACAUUUAACAUGCUAGUUAACACGCUUUCAGGAGGAUUCACUGAGAAUAGAUGGUGGCCUCUUAUUAUACUCAGGAUGAAGUAUAAUUUGCUCCACCAUCUGCUCCCUCUUAAGUGAUAUUCAAGAGUAAACAAUUCUCUUGUGCCUGAUCAUGGAGAUGAGUUCUUAGCAUCUUCUCUCUCUUAUUGGUUUGUUUGCCUUCAUACGAUUUUUUACAGAACUUUUGUCACCUUUGACUCCAGGUUGCAGGUGGAGGAAGAAGCUCCAACCAAAGCGGCCAGGUGGAGAUCUUCUCCCUGAACCGUGCUGCUCCUCGUCUGGUGAAGACCGUCCCUUUGAGGGCCCCGGUCCUCUGUUUGGAGUACGUGAGGGAGCCGAACGCUUGCUCUGAGGAAAGGGAGGCUGAGAAGACCCAGACCGCAGUAAAGACUGGAAACAUCAUCUGUGUCGGUCUGCAGGAUGGAAGGUUGGUGUUUUUUUUAUGCCUGUUUGGGGAUUUAGUUUGCGAUAUGAACUUAAUCUAUACGAGAGUAGGCUAGUUUUAUCUGGUCCAUUGAGCCAUUUAUGUGCAUAUUAACAUUAAAGUGACCCAAAGAAAAGCUCUCUUGCUCUAGGAAACCUUCUGAAUUGUUGUCAGACAUUUCAAAUAACAAUCUGAGCCUGUGAGUGGUGAAGAAAACCCCAGAAAUAAGAUGCUGACUGUUGCUGACUAAAGCAGUUCACUGCAGCAACUCCUGAACCUUUUAAUAAAUUUUAUUUAUAGGUGCCUUUCAAAACACCCAAGGACAUUGAACAAGAACAAACUGUAAAAAAAAAAACAAGUUAAAAGACUAUACCUAUUAGUCACCUGGACCCCUGUCUUUGGUCCCAUUAGUUAUUAUCUGACACAGAUGUAUCUUGUAGGAGCACUGGCCAACUUUAAAGGGCUUUGGGUCCCCACCAAGACCUUAUUUAUGUUUUUUUUUUCCAUCGAACCAGGAACUUUUGGGAACUUUUUAACUAAGCAACUUUUGAGAGGCUGAACCCUUUAUAUAUUUUGUGCUUUUGAAGGUCUGUAAACACUCCAGCAUUCACGCCCAACCAGUCGAUAGUAAUCAAUUCCAAGCUGAUGCUGAGAGGUGCAGAAAACAAAGAGGUGUUUCUUUAAUCUGUGCUGUUAAAUGUAAAUCAGUGUCUCGCUGCCUUUGCUCUGUUAGUUUUGUUCCGUCAGAUUCAUUUCAAUUACAGAAAAAAAACCCUCAUUAAGUUUUCUACUGUCUGUAUGUUGUGCUACACUUGUUACCAUGUUGCAAGUUGCCUAGCGACAUGGCAUGAGCCUGUGAGGAUGUGAGUGAGUGAAUAGCUGUUUAUCAUUAAUCAGUCAGCUUACUACAAUUUUAAGCAUAAAAAUGGCUGAUGGCAAAAUAGUGAAAAAGUUAUAUUCACCUAGUGUGUGAGGUGAUGUGAUUGUUGUCAUGUUUCACUUUCACUUACAGUGCCUUUAUUAAGUCUGUUUCUGGUUUACUUCUUGGUUGUAAUUGCAAUGUUCAGACCAGAAACUAUGUGUGUGCUGAAACUAGACAGAAAGAUCACAGCAGACUUAAGGUAACUUUGAAAUUGGAACUUGGUUUGACAAGGACUGAGCAACCACUGCCCUAAACGUAUGGCCCAAGUUUAAGAACGUAGAAGUUUCCUUCAACGCACAAACAGGGUCCAAAAUGCGGGUGUUAUGUCUUCCCAUGUCUUUGCAGCAUCCAUGUGUACAGCAGCGUGGACACAGCUGUGCAGUGCCUGUUGACCUUAGUGAUCGCUGACAGCUGUCCCAUCCUCUGCCUCAAACACUCGCUCUCCUUCCUCUUCGCUGGGCUGGCCAAUGGCAAAGUAGCCGUGUACCACAGAAAAGCUGGAGGUGAGUGUUGCUGCAGCAGUCUGAAUGUCGGAGGGAAGGGGCUGAUAUUACACUGCAGUUACUCUGAAGUAUUGAAAAGGAGCUAAACUCUGGAUUGUCCCUCUUUUAGAGAGACUGUGGGAGGUUGACUCAUGCAGGAUGGUGUCUCUGGGCUCUGAGCCGGUCUGCUGUCUGUUAACGCUGGAAGACUCUGUGUGGGCCAGCUGUGCAAACCAAGUCACUGUGAUACAAGGAUCCAGCCUGCACACUCAGGUAUGCAGAGUCAUAACUAUCUGUUUGUUAAAGCUUAGAGAAUAAAUGUGAGCUUUACUGGAGACUGCAAAACAAGAAGACUUUGAACCUUGAACCCUAUUAAUAAAAUUAAAACUACAGAAUAAACUGCUCAUAUAUAUAUAUAUAUAUAUAUAUAUAUAUAUAUAUAUAUAUAUUGCUAAGCUGCAUCAGCUGCACUAAGUGGAAGCAUUGAUCCCCCUGGAGAGCAUGAUGCAGAAAAGAAAUAAAAGUAGAGCCCUCAAACUUCUGACUUCACAGCGUGGGCGUAUUUUCAGCAGAGACACAGUAAUGUGGAGCUCUGUCAGCUCUGCAAGUUAGAAAGAAGACAUGGCGAUAAAGCGUCUCGCAGCUCUGUUUGAAGAGGUCACAAUCCCACCCUCUUCAAAAAGUGCUCUCACCAAAUCGUAAAUAAGAACCUGGAGAAAUUGUUUCUGUUAUCAGCCUCUGUCUCCAAAGGUUUCCUCAUUGAACUUUGUUCAAAGUAAUUUCUGAAAAGCUGAUAAUAUGGCCAGAAUCAGACUCAGGUUAUUGCAAUAGUGGUUUUCUUGUAAUCAGAAGGAAUUUGUCUCCGUGUUAUUGGUGCAUUCAAAUAUCUAAAACAGUGAAAUAAAACAGAAGAACCAGUCAGUCAGAGCAGUAGCUCUCCUACUGUUAUUAAACUUAGAGUACCAUAAUUGUAUAAAUACGGAACAAUAAUACACUCAAAUACUGAAACACUGUUUGAAAUUCAAUUGAUUUUGUUAUCAGGUUCCACAAAAUUGUCUGAAGUGAGUUAAAAGCAAAAACAGUUUGUGUUAUUUGAAAAAACAAUUUGAACCAGCCAAUAAAUGUUACUUGUAAAUUGACUGAAGGCAGAAAAAGUCAAAAUAGUUUUACUUCUAUCGCAGUUUUCACUCAACACAGUUGAUCCAAAGUGCUUUUCAGGAAGCACACAGAGGGAAACAAAAUGCAAAUGAAAGAAACCAAAACAUGCAUAGGAAGAAAAAAAAAAAGAUUUGUAAUAAUAAUAAUAAUAAUAAUAAUCAUGAAAAGAAUAAAAAUGAAAUAAAAUCACCUUUUUUCAGUGUACACCAAAAAAAAUCAAACCUAGUUCCAAAAAAGGUUAAGAUACUGCGAGAAAUUUUAAUCUAAUUAUUACAACAGUGCAAAGACAAACAGUGAUUGAGCCAUAAUUUCCAAAAAGAAUGUGGACUUUUGACAAGUCCAUCUGAAACCCAGUCAGGCCCCUGGAUCAUGUCUUAUAGUAUCCAUCGUUUCUCCUUUGUGUGUUUCACUUUCAACCUGCAGUCUUGGUUUUGGUUCUUGUUCCUUUUUAAUGAGCAUAUAUUUUUUGCUAAACAAUAAGAUUUUUCACUUUCAACAUUUUAGAUGUUGUCUUUGCACAACUUUCGAUGAAAUAAAGGGUUUGAAUGGUUUACAAAUGGUUGCAGAUGUAUUUGGUGUUUGGGAAGGGAUACAAGUUUUGCAUCAAAAUGUGCACAGUUUAGUAAUUGAACUACAGAUUUCAUGCAUAAUCUAUAGUACAGUGUAAAAUGAAGAGACAGUGUGCCUCAUUAAUAUAAAGUUAUAAUAAUGUCAUAUAACGCACCUAGGUGAAGAGAGAGUUAGUGUCACAGGAGGGUGGCACAUUAUAAGCAGAGCAGGAACAUCUGUUCUUGUUCUGUGAGCUUUCUGUCCUUUUGGACCUCAACCUUCUGCCCCAGGUGAAGAGAGGGUUUCAAACGGUACGUGUCAGGGUUGGGGGGGUUGGCCACAGACUAACCUGCACACCUCAGGGUUCUGGAGGAGGGCAGGUCAUGCAGAGAGGGCAGACUACAGCCCGACACUCUCUCUGCAGAGCUGAUGAUUCGCUGCAGCCUGCCUUUGGUCCUCACAGUGGCUGCAGAGGAUGGGCUCAAUGACAGAGGUGGUGAGGUCCAUCAUCAAUGUGUUUAACAGGUUGGAUUUGUCCAGCUUCACAUCAGGCAUAAUCUGACUUAUUUGGCUGUUUAAUUGACUUUACUCUUCAUGCAUGAGAGAGACAACGGCUUCAGCCAACAUUUUCUUUUGCAGUUCAGUGGUGCCAAAGUUAUCUCUAUUAAAAGUUGUGAAGAACUGGAGGUGUUAUCUGGAUAAAAACUUAAGCAGAAGGACCUGAUUUUAUCUGUAAUUUGUGAUCUUUUUUUCUUUCUUUCAACAACCCAAUUAUAAGUUUGGUAGUUUCUCACAGUUUGGAUCUAAGGUUAUUUUUACAUAAUUGAAUUUUUUGGCAUUUUAUUUAGCCUGGCUUGGCUCCUUGAUUUAACUCUGAUUGACAUGUACUAAUUAGUGUUACCUUUACAAAUUACACAGCUGUUUUGAAUGAGUGCAGUGAGGAAAUCCCACAUACUUUAUACUAGUUUUGAAUCAAAUUAACAUGCAGCUCCAUGUUCCUGAAACUCACAGCUGCUGCCCUAGUUUCGCACAAAAGCUGAGCCAUAACUCAACAUAUUUAAAGAAGUUUAAGUUUAAUAUUUGAGACCCCUGUUUCUGUGUUAAUCAGUCCCUCUUUCUUUUGUUGUCUUCGCUUUUGAAGCUCACCCUCUCACAGCCAGCCAUCACAGGCUGUCAGCUGUGGUUCCUCACACCACUCUGACUCUGAUAUCAGACUGUGUGAGGUGUCAGGUGUGGGCUGUGUGUAGAGGUGAGUCAGUUGGGACUCUGACACUUGUUGUGUGAGCUUGACUGACAGACAGAGUGUGUACAGAGCUAACAGGCUGCCAGAGGCACUGUUGUGACUCCUCUUCCUCUGCUCCUCCUCACAGAAGUCUGCAGCUCGCUCUCUGUGGGGAUGGGUGGAAAGUUUAAUUGAGGAAUGUGUUAUCUUUCUCCCUCGCUGGUGUGUGUGUGUGUGAGACUGUGACCUUUCUGCUACAAUAUGGCUUUGUGAAUGUGCUGAAAUAUGAAUGUGCCCUUAAAAUGAAAGCGGAACAGAGAGGAUAAAAACACCUCAGACUGAGGAAAAAAGUUUCCUUUGAAGCUUGUUAGACCUGCACUGACAGAUUUCCUCAUGUCUGAGGUCAUUAUUUUUCUACAACGUUAAGAAAAGAGUCCCACAACCCUAACUCUGAAAAAGUAAGGACUGUUUUUUAAUGGUUUGCAGACCAUUUAAACCUUUUAUUGAGAUAAACUGUUAAUGAUGCAAAGACAACAAAUCAGUGGUGAACCUAAAAAAUUGUAAAUUUGAUGUAAGCUCAUGUGUGAGUAAAGUAAAAACAGGGACAACCAAACUGGAGGAGCAUCUCCAACUAGUGAGGUUCAUAUCCAACAGAUUAGUAACAGGACUGGGUACAAAAAGGACAUUCAGAGAGGCUGAGUCUCUCAGAAAGAAAGAUGGGAAGAGGUUCUCUACUCUGUGAGCAACUGUGUGAGCUAAUAGUUCAACAGUUUUGGAAUAAUGUUCCUGAGUGUCAAAUGUGAAAGAGUGAGUGGAUUUCAUCAUCUACAGAACAUAAUAUCAUUAAAAGAUUCAGACAAUCUGGAGAAAUCUCUGUACAAAAGGGACAAGGACUAAAACCAAGACUGUAGCACUGCAUUAAAAACAGACAGGACUCUGGAGUGGAAAUCACUGCAUUGGCUCAAAAUCAUCCCCAAAAACCAUUGUCUGUAAAAACAGUUUAUCACCGCAUUCACAAAUUAGGUUCAAACUGAACCAUGGAAAGAGGAGACCAGAUAGAUUCAUGAUCCAGAUACACGAUUGACUUCUCUAGUUCUGAGCCUGUUUAAGGUGGACUGAGAGGAGGAGGAAAACUGUGGAUUAAAGUCUGACAUUCUUUAUGGAAACCAUGGAUGCUGGUUCUUUUACUCAAGAGCAGGGAGACUGCCUGGCUUGUUCUCAGCUCCCAGUUCAAAGCCAGAUGGUAUGGGGAUCUUAAGGGUCUUCGUCAUAGGCAGCUUCCACAUCUGUGAAGGCUCCAUUAAUGCUAAGCAAUAGAAACAGAUUUAGGAGCAACAUCUGCUGACAUCCAGACAAUGACUUUUUCAGCGAAUACCUUCAUAUUUUAGCAAGACAAUGACAAACCACAUUCUGGAGGGAUUACAACAGCAUGGCUCUGUAGUAGAAGAGUCCAGCUGAUAAACUGGUCAGCCUGCAAUCCUGACUUGUCCCCCAUUGAAAAACAUUUUUUAGGAGGAAACCCCAAACUGUUUUGCAUUUUAAAUCCUGCAUCAAGCAAAAAUGGGACAACAUUUCACUUUCAAAACUCGAGGAAAUCAGGCCAUACAUUUAUUUACAAGUAGAAAAAUAAAAUAUGUUGUGCUUACCCUAAUGAAAAUAACUGCAUGCCCACACACGCUCCAGCACGAAUAAAAAACUACAAUUAUUUUAGCCCUAGAAAAAGAGACUAACACAUUUCAAAGGCAGCACACUGGAGUGGGUGUUUGCAUAUUUUAAGAUUUUUUUUUUACCUUUAUAGAUAUGAUUGCAUCUUAUAAAAAAUAUUUCUGGACAUUUAAUAAAAUCCUAGAUUAAAUAUUUAUGCAGCUUAUAAUCUUACAAAUAUGCAGCAGUUUGAGGAAAUACAUAUUUAAUCUAGUAAAAAGUUCCUGUGAUCCAUAACAAACAGUUGCACUGUCUGAGUGUUGAACACAGCCAUCUGUGCUGGUUUGACAAGAGAAAGCGUAUUGUAAUAAGUCUUUUGCAUUGAAUAUUUAUAAUAAGUAAAACUCUGCAGUGGAACUUUUGAAUGAAGAGAAAAAACCUUUUAGACUGAGUGAGACACCAGAAAAUAUUGCUUUGUGUUUAUUUUUUUACAGGCCAAAGGUUAGAAAUCUGCCUUUGACUUGUUUAUGCGACUAAAAACACAAUUUAAAAUUUAUUACUUUUUCAGUUUGUUUACCUAACAUCUUUAACACACUUGCUGUUGUUGCAGGUAUUCAUUGACUUUUCUCCAUAAUGUUUGUUGUUACAAAUAAAACUAGUAUUCUUCAAUUUGUUAAGAGUAAACAAGUCCCAUAUAAAGGUUUAAGUCAAGUGUUACAAAGAUAUUUUUGAUCCAAACCCAACUAUUGCACUGACUUUGUUACGAUCUUUGUUGCUGCUCUCACUGGAUGUGACACCCCACACUGUAAGAUGUCUGUGGCAUUAGAUUUUUAUAUUUCUGGAAUUUUUGAGUGUGCAGUAGCUGAUUGAACAUUUCUAUCGACCUUUAAAGUGUAAAAGCUGUAGAGAGGGAAAGAAAAGCCUCACAGACUGUGUAAGGAUUUCUUUUGAAGCUUGUAAGACUUGUGUAGUUUCUAGGGUUCCUGGUUACCUUGAAGCUUCUGCAAACACAUUUGCAGCUCCAAAGCCGUCUUUGUUAAUUUUUUCAGUUGCUCAAGGAAACUCAGAUUGUAAGAACUCUGUGACAUUAUAUUUUUAUCUUUAUUAGAUUUCUGCUGAAGCCUCUCUAUUCAAAUAGCUGCACCAUGACUACGAUGCCUAGAGACAAGGUCCACAUAGGAACUGUUUUGCAAAAGGAUUGCUACCAUAUAGUGAGUUAAUUAAGUGAAGCUAUGUUGCUAGCUUGGACUAAAGUAGAUAGACUGUUUGAAUACUGCUAACCAGGUGGUGUCUCUAAAGUAGACUUAGUGCCUUAUAUCAUGUUCUGUAGAUGAUUUAAUCUCCACAGUUUUGCAUAUACACACAAAGGAACAUUAUUCUGGAAAUGCUGGGCUGUUACCUCACGCAGUCUCUCACAGAGUGUUGAAUCUCUACCCAUUUUUACUUCUGACAGUGGUCCAUCACAUUUGCUUUAGAUAUGAUGAAUUAAACUUAACAGAAUAUCAUUGACACCAAAUAUACCAGCAUAACUCGGUAUACCUGUUAUUACUAUUAUGAUUAAUAUUCUGGAUGACUUGCUUUAUCACACAACAAUUAACACUGGUUGUCAUGGAUAUGAUCCAGUUAUUGUAAUAUUGCAAAUGAUAUCAUAAUGGCACAUCCCUAAGUUCAGAUAUAGUUAUUUGAUUAGGACAGUGCACAUCAACCAACAUUUCUGCAAUACAUGUCAAUGUAAAUAUGCCCUAUAACUAGAUUUCAUACAUUUUCCUAAGGCAGAUAGUUACAAAAAGGGCAGAAAACAGAUUUAAAGUAACAGAACACCACAUGCACAAUUCACAAGACAGUACACAGAAAACACACAUUUGCCAUUUGUACUGUGUUAUCUUCUGUUUUCAGGCACAUGUUUGCAUUUUGCAUAAAAAAACAUUGGAGUUCUCAUCAUCUUGUUGCAAAUUGACCUUGUUUGUUUGGAGAUGUUCCUCCAUGAUUUUAUAAUAAAACAGUGAAGUGUGUAUGGAUCAAGAGAGGUGAGCACUUAUAUAUAUCCUGUAUAUUUAGUAUGAAAACGAAGAAUCGAGAAUAAUUCAGUUCAUGCUAUCAUCCUCUGCUCUCUUCCAGCUCAUGUUUCUGCCUGUUGUCUUCAUACUUACAUGCAGAAUAUUAACCUCUCCCACUCAGUGUGGCUCAUUAGCCCACUCUCACUCUCCCACUCACGCCGUCUCUGAACAUCUCUGAUUUGUGGACUCACAGGUCUGCUCUCUCACUCAUAGGGACACUACAAAAGGCCUCAGUGUCAGCUGAUGAGAGUCAGUUAAUUUUCAGACUAAUGAAUGAGCUGCUUCACAGACGGGAGCGAGUCUGUGUUCAGAUUAUUCCUCAUUGUCUCUGAUAAAUAGGACAGUAAAGAGGCGGUGACUCAUCCUUUUGUUAUGACGGAUAUGACAAGAAACAGAGCAGCAGAGUCAUGUCAACCUUCAUUAGUUCUAGAGAGGGACUUCAUUUAUGAGUGAAGCUAGUUUUAUGUUAGUCUGACCACAGUAAUAUGAUCAAAUUGAAGAUAAGACCAAAUCGUGAGAGUAUGUUGACUAAAUAAAUGAAUAAAUAAAAAACUGAUUUUUGAAAUUAGAUUAGGUUGUGAAGAGAAAAAAAGGACUACAUAAAAAACUCUUCUCAAGAAAUGUUUUUGCCAAACUGAGCUCAAGUCAAAGAUUCUCAGCUACAAAAUGAAGUCCUCUCAAAGAGGCCAAACAAACAAAUAUUUGACACUGUUUGCUCUAAAGCAAUUACAGAAAAAAAGUCACCUGUUAUUUAAAUAGUAACUUUACUCCUUAGUUCAGUUAAAGCACCUGAGAGGAACUUUAGCCUAGUCUCAGUUUUGGCGCCCCCCUGUGAACAAAGUUGUUUUUGUCUGCUUUUGUCACCUCCACUUAUAAUUCACAUCCUCAUCUCAUCCCGUAUUGACAGUCAAAUCUGUUAUUUAUUGUGAAAAUGGAAAAUAUGGGAAAGCAGUUAUUGUCAGCUGCUCAGCUGGCACUCACUUUGUCACAGCAGUUUCAGGCAUUAAAAUCCACACUAUGACAAUUAACAAUUGUAAAGUAAAAUGUGUUUAUAUAAAUUUAAUCUCAUCUUAUUUCCUUCACAUGAAAAGACUUCAUUAAAGCUACUUUAAGUGAUAUACAGUGAUAUGGUAAGUUUUUCAAGUAUCAUCAAAAAAUCAGUGUUUACUUUUUUUAAAAAGUCUAUUUUGUAUUUUUGUUUUUAUUUGUAUACUUUCAUUAUACAUUCAUUAUAUACCUCCUGGUGUUUUAUUGCAUAGCUUUGAGGAACAGUUUGCUGCCCAUUUAUCUGAGCAUGAGACAAAUAAAAACAUUGAAUCUUGAACUUUUUGUGUCCUGAACAAUCGAACUUGGUUAGUUACUGAUUAUCUUGUUAGAUCAGGUUGUAUGUGCAGAAUUUGAGGUGAUUCAGUCACAUUUUCAUGAAAAAAAGUAAAGUUUUCACUGCAAAAACUAAAAUCCUAGCAAUAGUAUUCAUAUAUUGUCUAGUCAAAAUAUGUCACCACCCUUAAGUAAGCCACGGUUAGCUGACAAGUUCAGACAUAAAUUUCAUUUCAAGUUAUCAAAAGCAAUGUUAGAGCGACAUCUGCCUGUACUGUGAGCCAAAUCUUCUUGAUACACCUAUAGAAAUAAAUAUAACAUGAUAACUCAAGUAAAACACUUAACACUCUAUUACUGUCAGAGUUGACAGCUGGAUUUUCUGCAUAUAAAACAUCAAAGAUUGAUUAGAGAAGGUAAUAGAUAAUCAUUUAUGUUCCAGUUCUGAUGAACAUAAUUAAGUUACCAGGUAUGCUGCUGAAGGUAGAGACACACUUCUCAGAGUGAAAACAAAGGUGUUGAAAGUAAUAAAAAGUUUGAUGUUACAAAGUUUAUAUGAAGUUCUGUCAAUAUUUAUGAAAUAAGCUUCUCUGAAUUUGACAUAUAAAAGGUUCUGAUCCAAACACCAAUCUGCCAUUUUCACUCCAUUGUUUCUUUUCUCUCUAUAUACCUGAGCUAAGUCCUGUUUUUUCAAGCUGUGUCUCAUAAUUAUCUUGUUGUGUUUUAUUCCUAUUGCAGAGUUUUGAAGCCCACCCUGAUCCCUGCUGCAGCGUCAGCCACAUGGUGCGUUCAGGAGGAGGGGUGUGGAUGGCCUUCAGUCGAGGCUCCUCCAUCCACCUGUUUCACACUGAAACCCUGGAACCUCUGCAGGAGGUCAACAUCUCCACCCGCACUGCCCACCUGACACCAGGCAAGGCCAAACAAAACCAACACCCAGGAGCAAAUGAUAAAACAGAGUGAAGAGAUUCAUCACAGUUCUUGGUCAGACAGAGUAAAAACAUAAUCAGAGGGAAGUGCAGGAUCAUAGACAUCUUUAUAGGCUGAGUCUGGGCUUUCCUUUGACAUGUUUUCAGUUUGUUUUAAUUAGACGAAUCCACUCAGGGCAUCCAAAUGCUGGUGAAUGUCAGUGUUUUGGCUGAAUCACAGAAGCCGCAAAGGAUACAGAAAAAGAAAACAGACUUUCGUGAAACUGUCAGGAUACCAUGCACUCAGUUUACAGACCGUCUGCAGAAACAGUAUCUCCAUGAAUUCAUGCUAAAAUUGUAAAGAUUAACAUCCCUCUACCAUUGUAAACACUACCUGAUAUCUCAAAUGAGCAAGAUCUAUAGCAUGGAGCUCAGCCCAGACUCUGCUCACAGGCAGUUGAAAAAUGAACGGUUGAAAGAUGAGAAAGAUGUUCAGUUGAAAGAUGAGAUUAUUCAGUCAGUGUCUUUUGUUGGAGCUUAAAUUUAAAGCUCUUGUGAGAAUUAAUGAACCAGACUGAAAAACAUCUUCCUCUAUACGACUCACAAAAUCAAUCAUCUUGCUGUUAUACACAACAAAUUUAAAUGCCUGUAACUGCUGCUGCACGGCUGGUGUCAGAGUGAGUUACAGCUCGCCGUAGAAACAGCCUUUGUUUACAUUUUCAUGGAAAAGACUCACAGUGUAAUAUGUUUGACUGCCAAAAGAUGCAGGACGAGGGUUUUUAUCAGUAAAGGACAGAGUCAGUAAAGAGAUUAGAGGUCCCAGGGGAACAGAACUGAAUGAAAAUGAAAGUUCCUUAAAAGACAAACAUGCAUUUUUUGUUCCUUUGAAGGUGGUUUGUUAUGUGCAUUUUUUGCAUACAUUUCAUGAUGACAUCUAAAAGAGACAGCUAAAGCAGCAGAGAUUGAUUAAAUGGCAUACAAAGCCAGACCACAGCACAGAGUAGAAUAUUUUAUUGUCAUUGCAGCAGGACCAAUCAAACUGAUGCAACAAGCGUCAGCUAGCAGCCGUGAGACACAGUAGAAUAUAAGCACCAUUCACUGAGUUGCUGCAUUCAGAUUCUUUACCAUCUUCAGUUUGUUUUCUGUCACACUUGGUUUUUAAUUAUCAACUGUAAUAUUAUUGAUUUGAAGUUAUCUCUUAAAUCAAUACUAGGGACCAAGUGCAAAAGACACUCCUGGAUGUAUUUGUAAGUUUUGUUGACUCAAAGCACUCAGGACAAUCUCUGACUACAAAAAUGGAAAAUACAGUCGACCAACCUGCUUACUGUCUGAUCAGGUCUGAAUAGCUCGUGUUUAAAGCUGAAUGUCACUUAUACUCCAGGUCAGGUUUGUGUCUCCAGCCUGCUGAUCUGUCAGGGUCUGCUGUGGGUGGGAACCAACCAGGGAGUCAUCCUCACCUUCCCUGUUCCCACUCUGGAGGGGAUCCCCAAAAUUACAGGUCAGAGUCAUCAUGAUACCAGAAUUCAAACUUUGGUACAAUGUUGGUGACAAAUCAAAUGUGAAGAUACCUGUUUCAACAAAAAAAUCAUACCUGGGAACCAAAAGUACACACAGCGUGCAGCACAAAGCUUCAUGGAUAUAAACUAAAUCUGGCAGCUUUGCGUGAUUGCUCACAGUUGUAGAUGUGUUAACAGGAAAACUGAAACAGCUAAAAAUGACCUCUUAUUUCUCAGUUUAUCACUUUAUUUGUCUUUCACAAUGCUCUGAGUCCUUCUCUAAUUUGAUCACUCCCUCUGCUCUUUUUCUCUUUUGUAGCAGCUAAUGGUCACAAUUAGGUCUUUCUUUUAACCAUAAGGUCAAAGCACUGGGAUAAACCUGUUUUCAAAGAUAUCCACAUUUGUGUCGAUGGGGCUGGAAUCUUUAUGUAUUUUUAUUUCUUUGCAUUUUUGUGUAUUGAAGACUUAUUUUCCAUCAUGAGAGGCUAAAGAGUUGCAUGAUGUGCUAAAACAGAAAAUCAGAUGAGGCCAAAACAAAAACAAGCAGGUCAGACCAUCAAAAAAAUCAGAAUCAGCUGAAAAAAGUCCAGUCAGUGCCUCUCUAGAUGGUAUUUUUUUGUGAUCCUUCUGCCAAAUCUGAAAAGCUGAACUUUAACCUGCUAGUUUCCAUGAAAAACAUGGUUUAUAUUGUUACUUUUAUUGAUAUGUUACUUAUAUAUUCCUUUUAUUCUCCAUUACCACACGCAUCCUUCCCCAUCUGUCCCCAUGUGGACUCAUUCAAACCUGUUUUUUACCACCAGGUAAAGGGUUGACGUCUCUAAACGCCCACUGUGGUCCCGUGGACUUCCUGGUCUCCACCUCCGGCUCGCUGGCCUCUGACCUCCUCAGACGGGACUCCAUGCUCAAUGGAGGCGAGGACUCUUCACCGGGAGAGACCCGGGGUAUUAAAAGUGACAUGGGAGGAGAAGAGGGAGGGUACAGGGUGGGUCAUAGCAGCUCCCCACAGGACUCCGAAUCUCCUCCACCGGGUGAGGAGAAGCCGAAGCGCCUCCUACUGCAGUACCGCCUCUACUCUACCUGCCAGCUGCCGGGGAAGCCGCUUACGGCGCAGCCAGAGCAGGGGAGCUCCAAGGGCCUCCAGGACUCCCUGGAGCAUAGCCCGGAGGACGGCUCCAUCUAUGAGGUGAGCGAGGACCCUGAUGUGUGGGUGAGGGGGAGGCCUAUGGAGCUGGGCAAGGAAGGGGAGGCCAAGCGGAGUAAAGUCACUUCGAUUGCCAUCUUCUCUGGAGGCAGGGGGUACAGACGGAUCGGAGAGAAAUCAACAGAAACAAGCUCAGACGCUGUUGAAAACACACUGCUGGUUUGGCAGCUCCCUCUGACUCUUAGCCAAUGACGGAGCAGCAUGUUGGACUGACAGUUAGUGAGAUUCUGGACAUUUCUGUGGUUUUGGACUAACUGUGAACUCCAUUUCUGUUAGACUCAACGUGUGAUCAGAAGUUAAGGAAGCUAUAACCACCUCACCUCCCAUAAAAAGUUAAAUACUAGCAAACAGUCUUGAAGUGUCUGAGGUUUGUGAGGGUGAGACCGUGAAAAGGAAAUAAUAGAGGGUGAAUGGAACUCAUAUUACCUGUGAAAUUUGCAGCUACCUCCGUUGUGUUGGGCACAAUGAAGACAAACGAUCUUCAGCUCUGCGAUGGGAUCAAACUACAGACAUAAUGACAGUAAACUGCAUCAACGUUUUAUAUCUAGAGGCUAUUUCAUACUGCACUUUCCAUUUUCCUUUUUUCUGGGAGUGAAAUCUGAAUACGAUCAUUUUUUUUUCAAAUAAUUUUUGUUGCUUUCACAUCAAACGGUGUUUACUCAUCACACCCACUUAAAACUGAAACCAGUACUUUUUUUUUUACUGCAGAUGGUACAUGCUCAUUAAAGAUGGCAUCUCAUUUUGACCCUGAUUUAGACACCCAUAUGUUGCUGGUAUUUGUGUUCAUAACCAAAAGCAGUGACAGCACAGUAUAAAACUCUGAAAGCUGUCCUGCAACUCAAGACACGGCACAUAAAUACCUGACUAAGAAGGAACUCAGCAGCCCCUCAAAAACCCAUACUGUUAAGGGAGACACUCACAUGGUUUAUCCAUAACAGACUAUAUAACAGACUAUUUUUGUAAGUAAAUGAAAAGAUAGAUUUAUCUAGCUUACUUAUAUAGGAAGGAAUUGCUUUCCGUAUUUAUCAGACUUAAAUGUGUCUGUUGGUAAAUUUUAGACGGACACAUGCUGGCUAUGUACCCAUACUUUAAAGGGACUUUCAGUUUGUGUCAAUUUUGGCACUCCUGUGGAUAAAGCAGUCUUUGCUCAUCAUGUCCUUUACACGCUGAAGUAGUGUCCUCUAACAAAAAAUCUCAUCCUGCUGAAUUUUGACAGUCAAAUGUAUCAUUUUUGCUAUUAUUUAAUGUUAAAAAUGAAACUGACACCUACCCCCUCACAGCUGUUUUAGGCAUGGAAAUUACAGUUUAAAAAUUGCUAGUCUUCAGUAUUUCAGAAAAAAAUGCAUCUUUAUGAAUUACAGUCUUUUUCAUAAAUGUUGAAGAAUUCCUCACAGGAACUUUACGUCUUUUGUUUUAAAGGGCAGCAGAUGUGAGAUUUUUGCUUUGUCACUAUCCUGUGGUCGAACUUUUCUGUUUGUUGGGAUUUCACUGUGAGAUCUUGAUAAAGCACUGCUCUGAGGUUUGGGAGUUUGUGAAACUGCCCUCUCCUUGAUCAAAUAAGGACUUUGGCCGCAAUGAACAAAGAGUUCAAGGAAAAUCAUCAAAGUUAAUUCCAAAACAGAAGAAUGAGUAAAGUGGAACUCAACUACAACCUUAUUUUCCAUGAAAAUCUGUAAAACUAAAAAAAAAAAAAUCACUUCUCAUGGAGCUAGCCUCAUGUUCAGUAUUUGUGUUAUAGUGAACAGACAUCACAGUGUUGUAAUGUAUGUAAUAGUUUUCGCUAAAACAGGCACCUUAACAUGUUGUUUUUGUAAUUAUGUGAUUACAUUUAUAGUGUCAAAGGAUAACGGUACAAACAGUGACCAAUGCUAUACAAACAAAGUUACUAAAUAUAAUUGAAAUACGAUUCAAACUUCUAUGACGGGUCAUAGUAUAAUGAAUUAGUCACAGCUUUUCACUUAUAAUGGGAGAAAAUCAAAAUAUUCACCACAAAUGAGACAUAUUCAGGAAUUUAUGGACACAAAUUCAAAAAUGUUAAAAAUAUAUAUUUAUUUUGUAUAAAAUCAUGCAAAAAAUACUCCCUGUGCUCUGCAUCAGUGUUUUUGUGUAUGUCAGUGUGUAACUGAUAGACUGUCACAUUUUCUCUCCAAGUGUUAUUUUAACACAGAUUGUAUGUUCAUGGUACAUUUUUUUUACGUUUUUUUCUUCUGCACAAGUGUUUUUGCAUACAGCGAGAAAAACACCUUCAUAUCCCAAGAGCAAUGAUGGUUAUUUUUAUCCUUGAGGCAUAUGCUUCACAGGUUAUUAAUAACUAGAUUCAGGUAAUGUCUUCAUUUUCACCUUCUGAGCAGAUAUGUUGCAGCUUCGCUGGAAGCAGGUGGUAAAUCUUGUGGUACAUUUUACACUGGCACUUUUGAAUAAAGUAAAAUUAAAACCAUUUUGAAAAAUGUUCAUUUAAUUCCAUGAAUUGUUCAUAUCACGUUUGCAAUGAUAGUUUUGCAAUAUUUUCUGUCUAGCUAGACCCAAGAGCACUGUCAGGAAUUUUUCACGAUAAGCUGAUUCUAUGAGCUCUUCUGUCGAGGAUAAAGGUGAAAGAAACCGUUUAAUUUUUUUUUGUAAUUAACUUUCUUUUAUAAAAUUUUAUAUUCAUGUAAGAAUUCAGUUUUCCCGGAAAUUUAGUUGAAAGCCAAGUUCUGUCUUUUCUUUUCCCCUGAAUGUAAACAUUCACUUUUCAGAUUUUUUUUAGGAUCUUAACUUUUCUCUGAUCUACGAUUCAUCAAAUGGAGUGAAGACAUAGAGGAAGUAGCUAGUGUCAGCAAGUUAGCUGUAUCAGCUCACAGAAAAGACACUUUCAUUUUUCUUGAAACCAGAGACACAAUUUUUACUAAUCAGUUGAACACUUACUUUCUGACCUUUCUUUUAACUGUUUUCAUUCAGUUUCUGUACCUAAAGUCUACCACAAGAAAUCUCCUUCAGAAUAAAAGCAUAGUUUUGCGAUGCAAUAAAUAAAGCAAACUAAAGGAGGUAGAAAAAACAUCAAAAUAAAAGAAAAAAGUUCUCUCCUUGCUGAUUUAUUUCUGACUGCAAUGAGAGAGCAAUGACUUCUCCUUAACCUUGAGUGUACCCUCGCUACCUCAAACAGAUUCGACCCCAGAAUCCUAAAAUAGGUGAUACAGUGCUGAAAGGCUAUGAGAUCUGGAGUCUGUUUUACAUAUCAGAGUCAUCGUAGCAGCACUGUCAGUAAUUUAUUCAGGGCAGAACCAGGCGAGAUUCAACCUGUUGUUAAUAUUAAGCAAAUGAACUCCCUGUAACCUCCAUACGCAAAGAGAGGAAAUAAGUUUGACUGUUUCUGAGGGCCAGCAGAGACUCGUGUAGAGCAUGAAGUCAAAGAGGCAGCAGGUUUCCCUAUCCUUUUUUACUGUUUUAAUACAGUUUGUAUUUAAAAUCUCACAAAUACAUCGUGAGCUUACUGAAUAUAUUAUUGGUCUCAGGCUUACACUGAAUCAUAGCCUUGACUGGAUACAACAUUGCAACUAUUGCUGCAAAGUUACAAAUCCUAAAACUUGCACGCUUCACAUAUCGUUCAGGAGACAGAAAUGAUAGAAAUGUAAUUAUUAUCUGUCAAAGUGUCCUGGUUUCAGUAUGUGGCCAAAGCUGAAUUGUUCAGUGUGCAUUUUCUCUAUGCAGGAAAACUCAGGUGUAGCUCAGAGCGAGAAAUUGUUGGUGGUUAUAGUCUUUGAUGAAAAUGAGCUUUUUAUCAAACACAGUAAGCAGGUAUUUGCAUGCAUGUGCAGCCAGAAGCAGCACAGAUGUUAUACAGGGACACACUCCAACUCUGAAUGUGGUAUGAGUAUCUAAUAUGUAGUACUCACGACUCGUAAUAGGGACAUAACGGCAGGUGCAACUGUAUAACCUUUAGUGGUGCAUAUACGAACAACAGACAUCAGUAAUCAAUCCCUGAUCACAAGAUAACAACAGACCAAACAAAACAGAGCACUGAGUGCUCGAUCAGAAUAUAUCACAAAUGUACUGUGUACCAUACAUUACAAAUGAGAUUAAAAUAUCUUUUAUAGUUUGUUUGAUUGGUUGCAAUAAUUGGAAAUGCUCACUCAACACAACUUUUGUUCAACCUGGAAACAAAGAGGUUGAACUGACAGGGACACCCCCACACAGUGUGUACUGAUAAAUGGAUGAGCCAUAUCCUCAAAUCUGAUUUUUGAACCAGUCUGUAGAACACUUCUCUUUUUAAGUUGGGACCUCGUGGGGUCUCCUGAGCUUUUGGAGUCGGCCUCAAGUGGACCCUCAAGUAACUCUUAAAGUAUUCCCGCAUCAGUUUUACUUCAUCAUUUGUUGCUUGGUUCAGUUUAAAAACUCUCAACGACAAAAGAAGCCAACUUCUCAUUCAGUUAAUUCCCUCGGCAUAAAUUCCCUUGAUAUGUACACAGUGUAAUCACAAUUUUAAAGUUCUUUUCACUACAGGAGGACCCUAAUUUAGUUGAUUAUAGUCCCUUUUCGAAUAGAAUCAAAAAGAGGUUCAUGGGGAAAAGUAGCUUAUGUGAAAACCUAUUAUAAAGACAUGUUGUUUUUUUAAGAGCACUUUUAUAGUUUUAAAUAUUUUAAUCUUUUUAUUAGCAAUAAAAAAUACCAGUACGAGGAGAUGUUUGUCAUUAACAUGCAAAGACAGCUCCUAGCAGCCUGUUGUAAAUCAUCCCGAGUUGUUUUUCAUAACUUCUGACAGCCAAUUAAUAUUCAGCCAUCAUAGCUUGGCAGUCAGAUUUUAAGGCCAUUCCAAGCUGCUGUUUUGGACAUGUCUCUGGUUUUACGCCUUGUUAAAUGGAUCAAAGGUGCCCCCUUUAACUCAAGCUUAUGUUAGCCUAAAAUGCAAUUUCCUAUCCCUGGCUUUUUCUCAGACUCUGUCCCACCAAACAUGGUCCCCGAUAUGGCUCUGCCAACAAAUCUAAUGGUUCAAAACAAGAUCCACACGUGAAUACAGAUUUUCAGGUCAUGUAUGGCCUAUCUUCUGAUUUAUGAGUUUAUGACAAGUUUCUUUGUUAUUUCCUCAUCCUAAUGUGUAUGCAGAGACCAUCAAUCCUCUGAAG